Messenger RNA from Lymnaea stagnalis (great pond snail), 79722 nucleotides. The record is from the annotation of a GenBank genome assembly. Lineage: Eukaryota; Metazoa; Mollusca; Gastropoda; Lymnaeidae.
CAGAAGGACAAAGACACAGUUUUAGAUUUCACCAGUCACUUCACAAGUUUUUAUGCCAUUUUUCUUGAUAUUGAUUUUGAGCACCUCGCUGAAGGGUAAUUUUAUUUAAUUUUUUUGUUGCUGUUGUAUUGUGUAAUGCAAACCUGCACAAGUAGCUUAGAUACAAUAUGUAAGAUGUUAUUUAAAAAUAUAAAAAUAAAGCAAGUUACUUUAAAUGCACUGCUAUAUGAUGCCAGGAAUACCUUUUACUCAUGACAAACUGUUGUGAACAAAAUUGUCCACAGCCUCUACAAUCAAAGUCCACUUUUAACUGAACACCCAGAGUCCAUGCUACAACACCUUGGUCAGGUUGCUCAAAAAUGUAGCGAGGACAUCAUUAAAGAUUUCAAUGUGGAAAGCCUAGACUUGAUGGCAGCAAUUUUGAAGUGCCUUGUCAUUAUAUGCAGGUAAUUUAUAACUUGCCAUCUUUUGGGGAUAAAACUCAUUUAAUUUUGUUAAGUUUCAUUUUCAAGACAUAGUGUUGGAAUAGUGGUGACCCCAUGUCAAGUUGAUCACUGAUUGGCCUCUUUGGUGGUUAAAGCUUUUAGCUCUUGAGUUUUCCUCCUCCCCAAGAAUAUCUAAGUCCAUUUCCCUCGGUUAUUUGCCCACUGGCAACUCUUUACCUCCAGGCUAUGAGGCAGGAGUGCCAUAUUUGCAUCACAAGAGCAGUAUUUUCUGCUUGUGCAUUUCCUAACUUACCCGCCGCAGAGCGGUCAAGAUGAUACAAACAAAUAUAACAUAUUUUUUAAUAAUGUUUUCAGAAAUUAUGAUAAUGUGUUGUUGGUAGCAUCCUGUGAUUUUGUCAAGCAAGCCAUAACAAUUGCUCAGGCUGUGCUUUCCAAAGUAAGUUACUUCUUGUUUUGGUUUUCCAUUUCUUUUUCCCAUGGCUAACUUCAAACUGCGUUACUUUUUUAAUGCGGUGGCUUUGCAAUAUAUAUUUAUUUUCCUAGGGGUGCAGCAUGCGUUGCGACAACGACCCACAUGCAGGGCAGGAAUUAUAUUCCUAAAGUUUGACAUUACUGAGGUCACAGAAACCCUGCAUUCCAUUCAUUUUCUCUCCUGUAGCUGUUUUUCAAAACAGUUCUCAUUGGAUACAAAAAAAAUUUAUUUAUCCCUACCUACAUUAUUGGCUGUGGCUGUUGUGGAUAAAAAAAACAUCUUUAAAGUCAUUUUACAAUAACAGAUUAUUACUGUCUGGGAACAAAUCCACAUAAAAUGUAUAUACUUGGUGUGUUUGUGUUUAAAUUGACCGUCUUCAAUUAUUCUGUGUACAAAAUAUUUGUCCAUUCGUCAAGGUUCUCUAAAUUUCAGCUGUACAAGCAGACAGAGCAAAGUUCAGAGCCAGAUUUCACAGCAGAGAAGGUGGUUGACUUUGUCAAGCUGGUUCUUCAUUUCUUGGAGUGUUUAUAUGACCACUAUUUUGUUUGGAGGAAAAGAUUGAAAGGGUAACGAAAUGUCCAUUUUUAACAACCAAUUGGUGGGUAGGUAUGGAAAGGGGAUCACAGAGAAGGUGGUUGACUUGGUCAAGCUGGUUCUUCAUUUCUUGGAGUGUUUAUAUGACCACUAUUUUGUUUGGAGGAAAAGAUUGAAAGGGUAACGAAAUGUCCAUUUUUAACAACCAAUUGGUAGGUAGGUAUGGAAAGGGGAUCACAGAGAAGGUGGUUGACUUGGUCAAGCUGGUUCUUCAUUUCUUGGAGUGUUUAUAUGACCACUAUUUGGUUUGGAGGAAAAGAUUGAAAGGGUAACGAAAUGUCCAUUUUUAACAACCAAUUGGUAGGUAGGUAUGGAAAGGGGAUCGUGAACUUUUGAACUUGCAGGCAAGCAGAUCAUGAGGAAAAUACCUAUGUGAAAGCUUAUCUGGAGCUCAAAGCAUGAGUUUGUGACAGUACAUUUUAAGUUUGUGCAAUGCGGUUGAAAAGUGUAUUUUGUACAUAUAAAAGGAAUUUACAUACUAAAACAUAUAUUUAGUUUUCUAUAAAAGUAAUGAAAUUAAAAUUAAUCCCACUUUUUAAAAAAAACUAUGAACUUGUUUUUCAUAUCUAAUUUUUCGUUUGUUGUCCUGAUAGGUAGUUUAAAAAAAAAUAUUCAAAUUUAUAAUGAAACAAACCAUCAUCAAGAGAUUUUACCUUUUUUUUUUCACCCCAGAUGGCUUGUUGAUGUGGAACAGUUGUUGUCAAAGCCAGCUUUAGUGCAUAAUGAAGUCAUUCCAUUUUUCCAUGGUAGGUGUGAGUGUGGCCAUUUCAAUUUUCCUUUUUCUAGCAGUUUAUUUGUUAAUAAUUACCGCUUUCAACAUUAUUGUAAAAUGUAUUUUAAGCAGAUUAUUUAACUUUUAAUUAUAAGGGAGGGGCUUGGUGUGGUGUUGAUAUUUCUUCUUCUUCUAUAUCUUAAGGGCCCACGAUCAAUUUAUUGAUCAUUUUGGCUCCUAUGCAUGUAGAUGGGAUUUGCAAUGUUUCUGUUCCUGGUGUUGAUGAGGAAAUUUCACUGAUUUCCAGUGCCACUUUGUGAGGGAAUCAUGCACUUGGGGUUUGAAGGCUUGAGGCAAUAGACGCAAAUGUGUGUCUAUUGUUGUCCCUCAACCGUUCCUUUUGAAAGAUUGUUCCAGUCCCUGAUUGUCUUGGGCAGGAAUGAGCAGCUUCUAUACUUCUUGCUUGGUAUGAGCCUGAAUUGCCUGUCAUGGCCUCGUCGCUGUCUAUGGGGGAGAGGGACAAGUUUCUUUUUAAUACUGGAACAGUGGACCAGCCCAUUAUUUAUCUUGUACAUCAUAGAGAGCCUGGAUUGUCGUCGUUGUUCCUCCAAUGGUGACCAGCCUAGUGUUUCCAGCAUGCUGCCAACACUAGAGGUAUUCCUGUAGCGGUUUAGGACAAAGCGUGCUGCUCGUGGCUGGACCGCCUCCAACCUGUCAAUGCUCUUCUGGGUAAAUGGGUCCCAGACUGAAGAUGCAUAAUCUAAAAUGGGACGGACAAAGGCUUUAUAUGCUCUUUCUUUCACACAGGAGUUGCCAAUCUUUAGAUUUCGCCUUAAGAACCCUAGGGUCUUGUUUGCUUGGUUACAUACAUUGUUAAUAUGUUCGUCCCAGCGGACCUCUCUUUAAUGGUAACACCCAGGUACUUUACGGAGGAAACUGGCUCAAGUAUAUGGCCCUGCAGUUCGUAUUGGUAGUGUAGAGGAGUACAACUUCUAGAGACUGAUAGUGUCUGGCACUUGGGAGGGAGAAAUUCCAUUUAUCGUUACUUGAAAAGGGGACAAAAACUCAAAUAAUGGUUUCCUGUUUUUAUCAUUUCCCUCAUGACCCAAAAUUGUGAAAAACAGACCUGUUUACCCUCAAACUCUUAAAAACAUACAAUAUCACAAAAUUGUUCAAUACCUUAUAUUUAUAGUAAAAAAUAAACAUACAGUAUAUAUAUUGUAUACACCUCAAAAUCAUACAAUGUAUGCCAAAAUCGUAAGAGUAAACAGGUCUGGAAUAAUUUUGAAAUGGUUUGCUAACAUGCAAGUCUGAACGUAUGAGGAUUGAAAAAAAAAAGGUCAAAAUAAUUUUUUUGUACGGCUGUUUAUUUUUUUUUCAGAAUGUUUUCAAAAACCUCGUCUUUCACAUGAAUUACAGCUGAGACUCCUGCAUAUGUUUGGUGCAGUAAUGUCUGGUUCUCAGGUACUGAAGGGUCUUUAAAAUAAGCCUCUUCAUGUUUAUUAAAAAAAAAAAUUGGAUGUUCUAUAAGAUGCAAAAUAAUGGAUGAUACUUAUACUUGUCAUUUCAUUAAAAGUCUUGAGAUUUUGACUUCAUUUAAAUAUGAUAAGUGACUUUGACUUUGACUUCAUUUAAAUAUGAUAAGUAACUUUGAUUUUGACUUUGAUCAUAAAAAAUAUUUUCAGCUGGUGCAUAAAAUAAUGUUUUGUUUGAACAAUUAAAUAAAAAAUUUUACAAAUAUUUUGUCAAGUUAAUAAAGAAAAAAAAAAGAGUAAAAUUUCAAAUAUUUUAUUUCACAAUACCGGUAAUUUAUAUUUUAAAAAAAAAUUUCAGACCAAUGCAACACUUACGGUGACCCCAGCGACCCUUGAUGUUCUGCUGUCAUUGUUAUCAGGGAGAGCUGCUUGUUGUGCUAGGAUCAGUGACCGGGACAGGGUAGAAAUACAACGCAUCGUCCUACGCUGUGUUGUUAUCAUGAUUCACAAAAUUCACAGCUGCAGCCCGGAUGAGGUCAGUGCAUGGCAAAAGAUGCCAUUGACUGUUUUAUGCAAAAAUAAUUAGGGUGUUUCAAGAUUGCGCAAUGAGGAAUUGUUAUUUAAAAAAAUGUUAUUCAAAAGGGUUUAGGUUUCUUCUUCAGCUGUUUUGAAAAUGAAGUGAGUAUAAAUAAGUAGCUCAGAACUGGAGAGCAUUUGGAAAAGUCACAACAGAAGGUUUACUCAAUGGGUGUUCCUUCUUUUCUUGUCAUACAACUUGAUUCCAGUCUCCACCAUGGUACUCAUUUAAAAUGAAGUAACAUGAUUUAAUGCAGUUAAUAUGCAUCUCUUUUAAUUUUUUAAACCAAAAAGAGCAUCUCGCAUUGUUAAUCUGUUGUUUUACAACAAUUUGUUCAGAUUUUUAUUGCUGCUUUAACAUUAACAUUUUCUUUAACUGAAAAUCUGGGAAACAUUCCCAAUUUUCUCCAAACAUAGACAAUAUUGAUAUAUAGAACAAAAGAUCAUUUUAGAUUAACCUACAAAGAGUAAUUUAAAUUAUAAUUUUUUCAUAGGCACACACACACACACACAGCUUGGGUGUGGUGUAAAAAUAUGUUUGAAUUUCGUUCUUUACUUCUUACCUGUCAUCCCUUCAGAAAUUUUUCUGUAAUAAUUUUCUAUUUCAGUUACAAAUUGAACCUCGUUACUUGAAAAGGGGACAAAAACUCAAAUAAUGGUUUCCUGUUUUUAUCAUCUCAGCGCCAGGUUGAGGUUCCCGAGGUGUUUUCCAGCUACAUGCAAGUCAUGCUGGGGAUCAGCUCAAAAGUCCAUGAGCCGGAAAUACUUAUCUUAAUUGUUGGUGGGUCCUGCAACUGAAGGAGUCCGUGCUUUACAUUUAAUUUAUGAUUAUAUAGUUUUUAGUUUGAAGUAACUUUGACUUGUAGUUAAAUUAUGGACCUAUUAAUGGAAAGAGAGUCGGUGGAGCUCAAAAUGUUAAAAGUCCAGAAAUCUGUGUUAUAGAUAAAUGCAGAUUUAUCAAGACACGAGAGACUUGACAACAUACUUGGGCUGAAGAUUUCUUGAUGACCAUGCAGAAUACAACAAACAUUUAAAAAUGUAUUAUAAGAUAUGUGCAGGCAAUUAUUAUAUCGUUAAAAAAUUUUGAUGUAAUUAGAUAACAAAUUUAUAAAGUACGACAGGCAUCAGAUAAUGUUAACUAUAAUUAUCUUGAAACUGCUUGCCAUUGAAGGGUUGAUUUUCUGGGAAGAAAAACGGUCAACUAACAUUGGCGCAUUGGUGAAAUGGAGACUUAAACUGUUGCUGAAUUAACAUGAACAGAUGGUUACAUACUAGAUCAAAAGACUAGGUCGGUACCAAAUGAAUGAUUUUGUUCAUCCUUUGCACUUGAAGAUGACCAAGGAUAUUUUCGACUUGAGCAGUAGCCUUGACUUGAGCUAUUUGAAGUUAGGGAGAGUUGCUCAAUUCGUCAGCCUCUAUGUCUCGUCCUUGUCUAUUUGAUCCAAUGGCAAGACUUGUUCAAGGCGACAGGAAAUGGACCAGGAUGCAGUAGAUGAACAGCAUUUUGUGUGUGUGUUUCAAUGUGCUCUUAUGCCUUGUUUCAUCACAUGAGUUGUCAGAAUUAUCAUUGUGUCAAUGUCAUAACGGCUACGGGAUUCCAUCUCUGGGUUUGACUUCAGAGUUUACCUUCUCUUAGAUGAGUUGCCAUCCAAGGUAAACGAGUCCCAUCCACCCGGGGGGCUGCUGGUGAUGUUUUGGUUUGUCCUUACUACCUGAUGAGUGCAACUCUGAUUCUUGGCUGAUUUUAUUGUUGUUGUUCCUCUGACCAGAUGCGAUACGGGACAUGGUGAAUAGUCCUGACAAACUGGCACUUCAAACGCUGCUGCUGAGAGAUGAUUUGUUUGAGGCCCUGGCCCUCUUGAUAAAAAACCCUCAAGUAAGUAGCAGUAUUUAUAUCUAAAUUAAGUAAUAGUGUGAUUAUACUAAGACGUGACGGCGUUUGUUACUCAAGUAAGUAGUAAGCUACAGCGGUUACAUUUACUUUAGUGGUAAGAACUCAUGGGGCAUCUUGAGAUUUAACUCAACAGUGAAAGAAACAAUAUCCUGAUUUCUUUUUAAAAUUCUGUUUUUUUUAUGAGGGUAUGUGAAAAUUUAGGUUAGCUAGAGCUAAGGCAGAUUUCCCCCCCCCCCCCCCCCUUUUUUUUUUUUUUUUUUUUUUUAAAAUUUUUUUUUUAAACAUCCGGGCGUUUAUUGAUAAUAAAUUUAGUGGAAUGCCUGACAGCAACGCUUUUAAUUUGAGGACCAGGGAAAAGAAAAUGUAUUUUCAAAAAGAAAUUAAUACCUCGGGACAAUUUGAAUAACACAGUAAGGAGGGGGCUCUCCUCUGUUGUAUGUUUCAGUGAGAUUUUUAUUCUUUAUCGACAGCAUGACGAUUGAAUAGUUUUUAAACUAUUUUUUUUAUAAUAAUUUUUUUUCAUAAAUAAGGGCAUUUUAAGUAUUAGAAUUUAUAUUUUACAUUUAUGAUUAAUAAUUUAUAUUUUGAGGAAAAUUUUAUGAUAAAUUAUUACAUUUGUUGAGGUACUUAUUUUCAAUUUGGUUUAAAAAUUAUGUUCAUAGAAGAAUUCUCAAUAGGACUCAUAUUUUAUUUUUUGUUCCACAUGGUGCUGUCAUUAAAUCUUGUUGGCGAAAGUGGUGUAGCAAGUGUUAGUGCUGCCCGGGGCGGGCCAUGUUCUACACAAAAAAAAAGCCAAACAAUUCUGAAGUUUCUGAAAAUGCUGACCCUUUAAAUAAAGAAAAAAUAUCCGUCUGAGGACCCCCCCUCCCCCCCCUCGACCUUUCCUAUCUUCACCCAUUCAUAUGCAACUUAACUAGGGAUGAUGCAAAAUGACUGUAGCUGCAACAUGAUAUUUUUUUAUAAAGUCAGAUUUAAUGUGUUUUUCUGUACAUCAUCAGCUUGUGGUACAAUUUAAAACAAACAACACUAUUUUCUAGAGCUAACAGUAAAAUCCUUAUUCAUUUAUUUAUUUAGGCAUUUUUUAUAUAGCGCUUACCUUACAGCUCUAAGCGCUUUACAAUUAUUAAAAACAUGUAAACUAAGUAAAAUAAAAAUGAGACACUAGGAUAGUAACUACUAUACUAUAGAAACAAUUAAAAUGGCUAUAAAACGAGGACACUUUGGCACGUUUUGGCCUAUACUACAGGAUCAACCCGAGACAGAAAAUGAGGCAGGGCAAGGAGGGUGCAUCACAGGUCAUAGGCGGACCUAAACAGAUGGGUUUUAAGGGACUUUUUAAAAGUGGACGAGGUUUCACAAUGAUGGAUAUGGAAGGGGAGCUGGUUCCAGAACGUGGGCCCAUGGAAGUAGAAGGAGCGUUCACCGAUGGUCUUAAUUGACACAUUUGUACCUAUUCAGUAUCUUGGCCAGAUUUAUAAUGCAAUUUUUGCCAUUCCAGAAACAUCAAAUGAUCUUUUAGUGUGAUAGGAAGCCUUACCACUCUUAAAAUCAUUGAAGGAUUUCGCAUUCAUGAUGCUAAAGGAUGACAAACAUUACCUCCCCAUGAAUUUAUAGACGUACAAAAAUUAUCUAACAAAUUUGAACAUCUCAGAAACUGAUGAAUUUAAAUUAUAUACUCCUACCGAUACACAUGCUGUUAUGCAAGAAAUCACCACUGAAUGUUCUGAAAGGUUUACAGUCUAGUCAGUGCUUGGCCGUCAGAGUGGUCAUGUGGGUCCUGCAAACUGGCCGCAUAUAUUUCAGGGGCCCAGAGUUGUGAUGUGGAAAAAAAGAAGCUACAAUUUUGAUAGUGAAAAGUGGUAGGGGGCCUUUGAAAGACUCACAAUGGAUGUUUGUCCAUCUACAGUAAUUUCUUUUAGAAUUUUGCUGAAAAUUUGAUUCAGCCCUGCAACUAGAGAAAUAAUUUUGUUCUAAGGAAAAGUUGAUUUAAACAUGUGUAAGAGCUUAUUGGACUCGUCAAAGGCUCAAAUCUUUGGAGAUGAUAUCUAUUGAAAAUGAUGUUAACAGCCAACUAUUAUGGAGAUGACAUCAACAGUGAUUUUUCUUCUGCAACGUUCAGAAAUGUUUGUCGUAGAAUAGCAUUAGUUAUAGUUCCAGUUUAUUUAUUUAAAAUUUUAAAAAUGUAUAUUUAUUGCAUGCUGAAGGUCGGAAUUUUAUCUGGUUAGAGUUGCUCCUUUUCUGUUUUAGUUUAGAACAAGUUAGUUUUAAUUUUUCUACCUAAAAUCUAAAUAACAAUUAUGUUUUAUUGUUUGUAUGUGAUUGCCUGAAUAAGACGGUUAGGAAUAUAGGGCUCUAUUCUUCAGUCUUAUCCAGCAGCAAAUUUUAAAAAUUAUUAACAACGUCAACCUGAAAAUGACCAGGGGGAAGGGGGGGCCAAAAAUUUUGACCUGCCUUGAGCGCCAAAGUUGCCAAGGCCGGCUGGCCCGCCCUUUAUGGAAUAAGCAUUUAUUGUCACAACUUUCAAGAGUUGCUGAAACUUAACUGUGAUCCAAACUUGUAGUUUCAGGGUGAAGACGUUCAAAGACUUGCUUGUUCUGUGAUCAACACCUUGGCAGCGCUGCUGAGUGGCUCAACAAAGGCGAAGGUGAGGCGGAUGGUAUCCUUCCAUUAAGAGAAGGAAAUCUGAUUUUAUUCCAUGGGAAAAUCAAAAAAGUUUGAAAACACAGCACUGUGGAAGAUUCAUUUAAUUACUUUAACUUGCUAAGUCGUAUAUAGUUCAUGUCAGGAAUAGUGAAACCGUACCGUGUAUGAUACAAUAAAUAAAUUUUUAACUGCAGCCAUUAGUGAAAUUCCAUUGGUCCAUGAAAGAUAAAUCUUGGUACCUAAAAAACUAUGUCCUAGUCAAAUCAUGGUACCUGCAAAGCUGUGUCGCAGUCAAAUCAUAGUACCUACCAAGCUAUGUUGCAGUUGAAUCAUGGUGCCUAAUAAGCUAUGUCGCAGUCAAAUCAUGGUGCCUACUAAGCUAUGUUGCAGUCUAAUCAUGGUGCCUACCAAGCUAUGUCGCAGUCAAAUCAUGGUGCCUACUAAGCUAUGUUGCAGUCUAAUCAUGGUGCCUACCAAGCUAUGUCGCAGUCAAAUCAUGGUGCCUACUAAGCUAUGUUGCAGUCUAAUCAUGGUGCCUACCAAGCUAUGUCGCAGUCAAAUCAUGGUGCCUACUAAGCUAUGUUGCAGUCUAAUCAUGGUGCCUACUAAGCUAUGUUGCAGUCUAAUCAUGGUGCCUACUAAGCUAUGUUGCAGUCUAAUCAUGGUGCCUACCAAGCUAUGUCAUUUUCAAAUCAUGAUACCUACCAAGCUAUGUCAUUGUCGAAUCAUGGUACCUUCUCAGCUAUGUCAUUGUUAAAUCUGGGUGCCCACUAAGUUAUGUCACAGUCCAAACUUAAACCUUUCUAACUCUACUGUCCAUUUUGGAUUAUUCUGUUUCUUUUGUUGUUUUUUUAAUUUUUUUUUUUUUUUUUUUUUUUUUUUUUUUAUUUUUUUUUUUUUUUUUUUUUGUCUUUUUUGACAGAUCAUGUUUGAGAAGUGUGUGGGCCACAAUGAAUUUUUAGAAAUUUUACAGGGUUGUGGGCAACCCUCAAAGGAGCUUUUGCAAAGUCUGUUAAAUUUGGUGAGUUCACUUGGAACGCAGCUAGGUCUAUUAAAAGUGGAUGUUUUCAAAUAUCUUCAGUGGGUAAAAUUCAAAACCAACAUAAUUUGUAAAAACAUUGUGUUAUUUGCUUAAUAAAAAAAAAACAACCCAAUGAUAAAGUUUUAGCUUUUAGUGACAUUUGACCUCAUUUUUGACCGCAUUGUUGACCUCAUUGCCAGGUUGUUGAAACGCCCUACGAGACCAUGAAAACCACGGCUGUAAGAAACACACAAGCCACCGUGCUGCUGAUGAAGUGGCUGGUCAAGAUCGAGUCGCAUGACCUCCAGGUACUUUGUGUUUCAACUGUAUCUCAUUUUCCUCCAUGCAACCGUUGAUUUGUUUAUGUGCUCAUCUCGACUGAUCAUUUUAGGGAGGCACUGGGUAAAAAUUUGAACCCGUCACAAGUGUAUUUGUCCAAGUUAGAAGUACUGGGUCCCAUCUACAAGUGUAUUUGUCCAAGUCAGAAGUACUGGGUCCCAUCUACAAGUGUAUUUGUUUUGAAGUCAGAAGUACUGGGUCCCAUCGACCAAAAAUACUUUUCUACAAAACAAUUUUUUUUUAAAUUCUGAAGUCUUAACCUGUCAAGUUACAGCUGCCAGAAUAAAUCCAGAACAAUAUUUAAAAAUUCAACCAUUACAGAAUAAAACGAAAGUAGCCCAAUGACAGCGUAUGGUAUGUGUUCAAUAACAUAAACAUUAUGUGCUUCCAUUAUUAAAAUUGUGAUGUUGUGCAUUUAACGGCAGAGUUAUCCACGUUUGUUUCUGUCAGAUAUGGCUGAGCGAAGAGCUGAAGAAACUCUGCACAUCUAGUUAUGGUAACAGGAUGGCGUGUUGUAAGGGAAAGAUGGUUGGUGGGAUCAUCUCCUUGCUGGCACAGCACUCACAGCUGCAGCUGCAGACAGUUGGUAAGAGUGUGACUGUGUACACAUAGCUGUGGUAACAUAGCUACAGCCAUUUGAUAAUAAUAUUACUGUGUACACCUAUUCAUGUAACAUAGCUACAGACAGUUGGUAAGACUUUUUUUUUAAUUGUAAAUCUAGUUUUGAUAGCACACCUUCCUCCUAUCUCUAGUGGUGCUUUUCCCAUUGACUUAACAUUGUGUUUAAACAAAUUCCCAUCUCCCAAUUUUGCUAUGAAAUGCUAUAAUGAAUUACUAACCAUAAAUUACAAAAGGCUUUACCAAAGCACUCAGCAAUUACCUAAUAAAUAAUUGUCCCCUGAUUAAAUUGUCACAAGCCAAUUUGCUCAUCGGGGAAACCCUCAUUUGUGUUUUGCCAGGAAAUUUGAUCUUCCUGUUGGAAAGACUUGGUAAUCUGUCCAUAUCAGCCUCUGAGCUGAAAGGUCUCAUCAACCUCAUGAAGCCUGGAGAGGAUCAAAAACAGGUUUCUUUCUCAAGUUAUCAUAAGGGGGUUGGCCUGGAGUAAAGCUUGUUUCAAAGACUGUUGAACUUUGACCCAUUUUCUGACCCAUUUUGUCUUAUAUGGUUCUGAUAUCUCCUUCUCUUAUGUAUUUCUGACAUUUCCUUCUCUUAUGUAUUUCUGACAUUUCCUUCUCUUAUGUACUUCAGACAUUUCCUUCUCUUAUGUACUUCAGACAUUUCCUUCUCCAAUGUACUUCAGACAUUUCCUUCUCUUAUGUACUUCAGACAUUUCCUUCUCUUAUGUACUUCAGACAUUUCCUUCUCUUAUGUACUUCAGACGUUUCCUUCUCUUAUGUAUUUCUAACAUUUCCUUCUCUUAUGUACUUCAGACGUUUCCUUCUCUUAUGUACUUCAGACGUUUCCUUCUCUUAUAAAUUUCUGAGAUUUCCUUAUCUUAUGUAUAUCUUACAUUUCCUUAUCUUAUGUACUUCUGACAUUUAAUUCUCUUCUAUAUCUCUGACACUACUGGAAUAGUAAAUUUUUAUAUUUGUCAAGAUUUUUUUUACAUAGUAAACAUGGUAUAAAUUGAUCAUGGGGUCUUAAUAUAUAGAAGAAGGAGGAAGAAGAUGUUCCUUUUAUUUUAACAAGACAAUAUCUCCUUGAAUAUCUCCUUGAUUGAAGUGUUAUCAUCAACUCCUUGCAUAUCUCCUUGAUUGAAGUGUUAUCAUCCAUGUUUUCCAAUAUCAUUUCAAGCUCAAUUUUUGAUCGCCCACCUAAAAUUUUCAUUUCCGAAUGUCUUACCAUUUUGUUAUUUAAAAACAGUUCAACUGUUCUGUAAAAAAACUUCUGUCUCAUCAUCUGUAACAGAAAAACGAAAGGAAAAAAAAAAAACCUUUUAAAAAUAGCAUUAAUGUUUUACAACUCUCAGUAGCGUGUAUUGAAAUCUUUAGUUCUUGAACUUGACCACAGUAUCCUUUCACCACCCGCCUGAUGCGAGCAAUAUCAACCAUGGCCAGGAGAGAUGGCAUCUGUGGACCACUCCACUUCUUCGACAUACAGAACUUGUCAGAUGUAAGAAUUUUAUGUGUGCCCAGACUAGGUCAAAAGUUUCCAAAACAUGAAAUAGAUGUGAUGCUUUCAUUUUAACCCUUUGAACCUGAAAUCCCGCUUUAGCGGUGCGUGUGUUAAAAAAUCUAUAACCCAUCAGACAGAUAUUUCGGUCUCCCCUGCCUUAGCCUAGCUCAAGAGUCUGUAAUAUAAAAAUAUGUUGUAAAUACAGAAGUUAAAGUUUAACAUGCGACCUAUGAAAGGUCACAGUAAUGGCAUUGCCCUUGGAUUCAUUGUUUUUGUUGUGUCUGAGUAAUGUUUUUCUAUGUAGAGAGGUGAGGAAAAUGCACCAAAAAAAAAUGCUAUUCUAAAGGACUGAAAACACAUCAGGUUUUUUUAAAAUAAUUUAAACAAUUGAAAAGAUUAUUGUUGUGUUUUGAAACAAAGGAUAUUAAUAAAAGCAAUUAGAUAUUGAUAGUGAUCGCUGUGCUAGUGGUGGAACGUGUAGACACUGAUAGUGACGAUGAACGUGCUUAGUAGGGAAAUGUGUGCUUUGGGAGUUUAGGUUUAUCCCUAGUCCUUGCUUUGGUUUGUAUGAAAAUCAAGGGUGUGAGACUGGCUUCUGUGCCAUUCUACAGGGAUUAUAAAACAAUUUUCUCCGUGUGACACAUUUGAUAACUGUAAAGGUCUGUUAACAGACAAAUUUAGAUUUACAUAAAUACAUAAUCAUGGAAUUCUUUUCGCUUGUGUGUCUGUGAUAAUUUUACUUAGUAUCCCAGUGGCUUUGGUGUUGUAGGGCCAGUAGCCAAGGGUUCAAAGAGGUAUUUGGAGCUGAUUUGUUUUUGGCUGAGCUCCACUCUGGGAAAAAUUUUUGUCACUCCGCUCUAAGCUCGAGUUAAGGAGUUAUUAAAGGAAUGUUAAGGGGUGGUUAAAGGUGGGAGCUUAAAAGAAAUGUGUUUAUUUCUGUCCUUUACCCAUCUUUUUUACUAAACAUGUGAAAUGCAUGUACCAGCAACUUAGCUGAUAUAAGAGUGGGGCAUCAUAGCUGGUAUAACAAAGGGGCAACAUAGCUGUAGUAGAGUGGGGCAAGAUAGCUUUAGAAGAGUGGGGUACAACUUAUAAAAAUUUAAUAAAAAUUAAUUUAUUAUUAAUUGGAACAGUAUGAAAUUUUUACCUGCUCCAGGCAAAAAAGAUCCUUUUCCUGAGUUCUGCUCCAAAUCCCUGGUCCAGAGUUCUGCUCCAAAUCCCUGCUCCAGAGUUCUGCUCUAAAUCCCUGGUCCAGAGUUCUGCUCUAAAUCCCUGGUCCAGAGUUCUGCUCUAAAUCCCUGGUCCAGAGUUCUGCUCUCAAUCCCUGGUCCAGAGUUCUGCUCCAAAUCCCUGGUCCAGAGUUCUGCUCCUAAUCCCUAUUGCAAAGGGUAAAAAUAGAAAGUUAUAAUCCAUUAAUUGAUUUUUUUUUUGUGCAAGAAUUAAAACUAAGUGAAGUAUUAUUGCUGUUAAGAAUAAAAUACAUUUCUGUGUUUAGUAUUAUAAAUUUAAAUCUUAGUUGAAUGAUUUCUGUAUUUCCUUAAAUUGGAUGGUUCACUGUUGCUGCGCAAAGUGCUUGAUAAUGUCAUAAAAAUUUUAGGCUGCAAGUAACAGUGGGGAAUUUUUUUUUUUAGUAAGUUCAAGAAAUAAUAUUUGCAUGAUCUCAAGUUAAAAAUCUUUAUUGUUGCAUUACAUUUAGGAAAUACUAAAAAUCGACUUGUCAGUUUAAAAAAAAAUAUGGUUAAUGUUUCAGGCUGCCUGUAUCGAAAUGUAAAAUUAUAGAAAGAAUCGACUGUAGAACUCUUGUCUUUGUGUGAUAACUUAAUGGCCGGAAUAAAAUAAAAUUAGUAUAUUUAAAAUUUCAUUUAUAUUUUAUUAUAACUCAUGAAUAGGUCAUCAGCCUGCCAGGCAUACGGAAGUGGCCAGGACCGGGAUUCACUUUCUUCACUUUAGUGUGUCUUGACACUACUCCAAGUCUUGACGCCUUUGGCCAGUUAGGAUCACCUUUGUCUUUCAGGCGAAUUCUCUACAGGUAAGUCGUGAUUUAUCAAAAAUCACUUGCUCAUAUCUUAAUAAAAUUAAACAAGAAAAAUUGACAGUUACUAUGUCGUUAAGUUAAAAUGCUACACAUUUUAUAAUCCUGUUGUAUCUUUCUUUUUUUUUUUUUUUUUUUUUUUUUUUUUUUUUUUUUUUUUUUUUUUCUUUUUCUUUUUUUUUCUUUCUUUUUUUUUAAGUAAGUGCUCCACCCCCAUUCCCCCUUUGUACUUAAAAAAAAACAACAACUUAUUUUUACAAUAAAGCAAAUACAAGGACAGUAACUGUUGUUUCCUUUUCAGUUUCAGCAGCAGCAGUGGCAGUGGGUUUGAGGCUUUUGUAACUCCUUCCCACCACCUGGCUGUUGCCACCUUCAACAAAAAAGAGUUCAGUACAGUCACAGUCAGUGAUUUCAUUUUUGAUGAUGGUCUUUGGGUAUGCAAUAGUUUCAGAUUAACUUUCUAUUUACUCAUAAAAUUGUUUUAUGAGGAUCAAUUUUUUUUUUUUUUACUUUUGGGAAAACAUUUAACAUCCGUUUAAGUUUUUAAAAAAAAAAGCUAGACUCAACCCACUCUUACCCGACCCUUUAGAUAUACUGUUCCAGUGUGUUUGAGCAAAGUGACAUGUCUUGAAUUAUAUGUCUGAGUAGAGGCAAAACUGUAAUUGGAAAUACACAUACAAGAUUAAUGACAUAGAAACAGGAAGAGAGAAAUAUAUUUUUAAAAAAAUUUAUUACUGUGCUGUAAAAUGAAUUUAAUCUAAUAAUAAAUUUAAAUGUAGAUUUUUAAAUUUCACGCUACUAUCCAAAUUUUGGUGAGACUGAACAUUUCAACGUCUUGCUCAAAUUUUAAUGGACACAUCUUUUGUUGUGAUAGUAAUUGAAGCAUUUUCAACAAGGAAGAGUGAGACUUGCCUUGAGAACUAUUAUUUCUUAGAGUAGUUUUGUUGCUAGGCUCUAUGACAGGGCAUCAGGUGUCACAGUGAACUUUACAGUAGGCCCCAUGACAGGGCAUCAGGUGUCACAGGGAACUUUACAGUAGUCUCCCUUGACAGGGCAUCAGGUGUCACAGGGAGCUUUACAGUAGGCCCCAUGACAGGGCAUCAGGUGUCACAGGGAACUUUACAGUAGGCCCCAUGACAGGGCAUCAGGUGUCACAGGGAACUUUACAGUAGGCCCCAUGACAGGGCAUCAGGUGGCACAGAUACUCAUAAAAUUUUUUUAUUACGGUUUAUUUUUUUUUUUUUUACUUUUGGAAAAACAUUUAACACCCGUUUAAGAAUUUAAAAAAAAAAAGCUAGACUCAACCCACUCUUCCCGACCCUUUAGAUAUACUGUUCCAGUGUGUUUGAGCAAAGUGACUUAACUUGGAUUAUAUGUCUGAGUAGAGGCAAAACGGUAAUUGGAAAUACACAUACAAGAUUAAUGGCAUAGAAAUAGAAAGAGAGAAAUAUAUUUAAAAAAAUUUUUAUUACUGUGCUGUAAAAUGAAUUUAAUCUAAAAAUAAAUUUAAAUGUAGAUUUUUAAAUUUCACUCUACUAUCCAAAUUUUGGUGAGACUGAACAUUUCAACGUCUUGCUCAAAUUUUAAUGGACACAUCCUUUUGUUGUGACAGUAAUUGAAGCAUCAACUUUUUUUUCAACAAGGAAGAGUGAGACUUGCCAUGAGAACUAUUAUUUCUUAGAGUAGUUUUGUUGCUAGGCUCCAUGACAGGGCAUCAGGUGGCACAGGGAACUUUACAGUAGGCCCCAUGACUGGUCAUCAGGUGUCACAGGGAACUUUACAGUAGGCCCCAUGACAGGGCAUCAGGUGUCACAGGGAACUUUACAGUAGGCUCCCUUGACAGGGCAUCAGGUGUCUCAGGGAACUUUACAGUAGGCUCCCUUGACAGGGCAUCAGGUGUCACAGGGAACUUUACAGUAGGCCCCAUGACUGGUCAUCCGGUGGCACAUGGAACUUUACAGUAGGCCCCAUGACUGGUCAUCAGGUGUCACGUGAGAGGAAUGAUUGGAAAAAAAGAUGAUCACGUGAUGAAAGAGAGUGUGUGUGUAGGUACGAGCAAGGGAAGAUGGCUGUAAUGAAUUUUCACUGAUAUGUUUUUCCAGUAAAAAGUGUAGAUAUGUUCAGCUGCUGUAUUAAAAUCAGUUGUGUUUACCGAGGAUUUCCAUGUUAUGAAUGUGAGGAAGAGAUGGUUGUGAAUUAACGCCUACCAGUGAGAGCUCGGCUAUAACGAACACGUUACAACAGGGAACUUUACUGUACAGGAGGCAGGCCCAUUAAGAGCCGGAGAAGAAUGGAUGUGAAUGUGUCACAGAACUAACCACCUACAUAUCUGUGUCACCAACAUGGAAACUAUUAGAACAAAAUAUGAUUGAGGUAAUAUUGUUAUUGACACACACACUCACACACGUAUAAGGGCAAUAAUAAGAGUGACUAUGAUUAAGAAAAUGCUCACACUAUUUCAGCAUUCUGUAUGUGUUGGCCAUAUUGCUGGCAGGAGGUUCUCCAGCAGUCAAGGUCAGGUGUUUGUGUACAUAGAUGGCGUUUUGAGAACCAGUGCUUACCUCAAGUUUCCAAGUCUUUCAGAGGUAAAAAUUGUAUCCACUCAGUACUGAACCAGUUUAAAACAGAAUGAAAUAGUUGAACAAGGUAUGUGAAAGCUUGAAUCUAAAGCCAAGGCAAUAAGAUGUGAACGUUUCGACUUAAUGCCUUCUUCAGCAAACAAGACAAAUGAAAAUACAAGAAGCAGAGCACAGUAAAAAAAAACUUUAGAGAUCUCCUUUGUUGCUGCCGGAUGAUUCAACAUAACUUGUUCUACUAUUUCAUUCACGCAGCUUGAAUGGAGUCCUUCAAUUAUUAUCUUUUAAAAUUGAAGCAUAUAUAAUUUUUAUCAAAAUUAAAAAUGGAAUUCAUAAUAACCUUAUUUUUUUGUUCUGGUUCACGUUGUGUCUUACCUAUUUUAUAAACUUCCCUUGUCUGCCUCGUCACAGCCCUUCAACAUCUGUAGGGUGGGAUCACCAGGAGUUAGGAUUGGAGUGGAAGCAGUCAAUGACGUGCCAGCAUACCACCAAGCAGAAGUGAAAAAAGUCUCACCACUCAAAUCAAUAUUUACUUUUGCGGUAGGCAUAAUUUAAAAGAAAUAGUUGAUUAAUGCAUAAAUUUUAGUCAAUUCUUCAUGUCUGUUUCAGUCUAGAUCCGUUAUUAGAGAUUAGAGAGUAAUGAUUGAAUUGAUUUUCUACACUCUGAUGGAAUGGUAUGUAGGCACACUUGAUUUGGCGGUAGCUGAUUUGGCAGUAGCUCAUUUGGCAGUAGCUCAUUUGGCAGAAGCUGAUUUUGAAUUAGCUGAUUUGACAGUAGAUGUUUGUAAUUAGGUGAUUUGGCAGUAGCUUAUUUGGCAGUAGCUGAUGUGGCAGUAGCUGAUGUGGUAGUAGCUGAUUUUGCAGUAGCUUAUUUGGCAGUAGCUGAUUAGGAAUUAACUGAUUUUGCAGUAGCUGAUUAGGAAUUAACUGAUUUUGCAGUAGCUGAUUUGGCAGUAGCUUAUUUUGCAGUAGCUUAUUUGGCAGUAGCUUAUUUUGCAGUAGCUUAUUUUUCAGUAGCUUAUUUUGCUGUAGCUUAUUUUGCAGUAGCUGAUUUGGCAGUAGCUGAUUUGGCAGUAGCUGAUUUGGCAGUAGCUGAUUUGGCAGUAGCUGAUUUGGCAGUAGCUGAUUUUGCAGUAGCUGAUUUGGCAGUAGCUGAUUUUGCAGUAGCUGAUUUGGCAGUAGCUGAUUGGGAAUUAACUGAUUUUGCAGUAGCUGAUUUGGUAGAAGCUGAUUAGGAAUUAACUAAUUUUGCAGUAGCUGAUUUGGCAGUAGCUGAUGUGGCAGUAGCUGAUUUGGCAGUAGCUGAUUAGGAAUUAACUGAUUUUGCAGUAGCUGAUUUGGUAGUAGCUGAUUAGGAAUUAACUGAUUUGGCAGCAGCAUUAGAGUUUCAUAGAUAUAUAUUUUUAACUUCAGUAUGAAAUAUUUUUUGUUAUUUUCACUCCAAAAUUAUGUUUGCUCUAUUUCUAAAGACAUACUAAUUUGUAUCAGAACUGCCCAAUUCUCUGCUGGUCAAAUAAAUAUUAAAUUAAUUUUAAUUUGAUAAAUUCUGCCAAAAACUUGUAUGAGAUGAUGCCUUAAAUUUGCGUUUGAAGAUCAUAAAUGCAAAUAUUAAAGUGCUUGGCCUAUCAGGAGUGGGCUGUGAGGUGGCUAUGAAGUCCAAUUCUCGACUCGCUGAUUUAAGCAUUUGGGCAAUCAUCUGCACAUCGACAGUUACAAUUUAGCUUGUAAAUGUCUGGGGAAAAAUAGCAAGAAUCUCUCCUGUCUGGGAAAACUGCUGCUUUAUUUUUAAGGAGAAAAUUGGAACCCUCCAGAAAAACAUUCUAGAAACUGCAUCACCUGUUAGAAUUCUUUACAACAAAUUAGAAUGUACUGAAACGUAAACAACCUUUUGUCAAUCAAGGGAGGGGUGGGUGAAAAGGAUUGUCACAACACAUUUAAUUGGUGAUGUUAGUAUCCAAAAAAAAAAAUGAGGGAGAGGAGUGGUUGAUGAUUUAGAUCUAUGUUGAAGUAAAAUUAGGUCAAGACACGUGCUAUAACACCUACUUUGCUCGACUUGUUUAUCCUUGGCAUUCAGAUUCGUGGCGGUGAAACCUCAAGCUAUGGGCCCGGGGUAAACACUUUCACGUCAGGUACCCAGGAUGACACGCUGGGCCCCUCCAUCUGUCUUUAUGGUCAGCUGGAAUCGAUCUGUGUAUUUAACGAUUUACUGACACUGGAACAGGUGAAGGCCCUGAACAAGACAGGUAAAUAAACUUAUACACCUGGUGAUCACCUGUAAAUCUGAAACAGGUUGGUCAGUUUUUACUCCUGAUAUCCACCUGUAUGGCCAGCACAGGGGCAUGUUAGAUUUAAUAUGUCACCACAUCAUUGUCAUUGUAAUACCAAAAAUAUUGAAUACCUAUCAAUUUAAUUUUAUUGAUUGUUUAAAUUGUUUAAGACAGUGGUGCCAGUCCAAUUGUCAUUUCUCACAUGAGAUAGGGCCUCAAGCAACAAUGUUUAAGACAGUGGUGCCAGGCCAAUGGUCAUUUCUCACAUGAGAUAGGGCCUCAAGCAACAAUGUUUAAGACAGUGGUGCCAGGCCAAUGGUCAUUUCUCACAUGAGAUAGGGCCUCAAGCAACAAUGUUUAAGACAGUGGUGCCAGGCCAAUGGUCAUUUCUCCAAUGAGAUAGGGCCUCAAGCAACAAUGUUUAAGACUUGUGUUUAUCAAGUUUAUUAUGACUGAAUUAAAUGUAUGUAUUUCUCUGGAUUUAUGACAAGCUAUAUCCAUAAUAUCAAGUACAAAUGGAGCAUAUUGAUCCCAUAACUGGGUUACUUUGUAAUACACUUACAAUUAUAUUAUUUAAGAUCUGAGUUGUCUGUGUUACACAACUGUAAACAAUAACAAUGCAUUAUUACAUGAACAUACUGUAAACUGUAACAGCAAUUUAUUUUUGUUCAGGCUUCAACUCACUGUUUCAUUUUACAAGUGACCCAGCCAUAGCUGACCUGCCAGUCAAGCUCAUCGCCAGGUACAAUGCCAAGGUAAACAAAAACAUUUGAAAAACAUUUUUUUUUAAAAUCCUCUGUUAUUUCUAUUGCUUGACUGUGACUUUGAGCUCAAUUCUUUCAGCCUAACACAAUACAAUGGCAAAUGUCUAGACUUGGACUUGUUUUAUGUGGCUUAUAAGUAAAUCAAGGAAUUUGAUGUUGGUGAAGUAAACAAAGAACACAUAUCACCAGGCUUAAACCAUGCAAGAUAUAAGACAGCCAUGUUGUAUUUAUAAAUCAGAUAUAAGAACACAGCAAUGUUGUAUUUAUUAAUCAGAUAUAAGACAGCCAUGUUGUAUUUAUAAAUCAGAUAUUAAGAACUCAGCAAUGUUGUAUUUAUUAAUCAGAUAUAAGACAGCCAUGUUGUAUUUAUAAAUCAGAUAUUAAGAACACAGCAAUGUUGUAUUUAUCAAUCAGAUAUAAGACAGCCGUGUUGUAUUUAUUAAUCAGAUAUAAGAACACAGCAAUGUUGUAUUUGUUAAUCAGAUAUAAGAAUACAGCAAUGUUGUAUUUAUAAAUCAGAUAUAAGAUGGCAUUGUUGUAUUUAUCAAGAUUAUUUAAACACAAACAAUUUGUGUAAAUGAAACAAUAUAGGUUCAGCUUUAAUAAUGACCAUACAGAAUACAAAUGUUAACAAAUGAUCAUAUAGAAUACAAAUGUUAACAAAUGAUCAUACAGAAUACAAAUGUUAACAAAUGAUCAUACAGAAUACAAAUGUUAACAAAUGAUCAUACAGAAUAAUAAUAAUAAUAAGAGGUCUUAUAUAGCGUGGUACCCCAGCCUAGGGCUGGGCUCACCGCGCUGUACAUAAAAAUUUUAUCAAAAGAGACAUUAUAAUCAUGACAUUAAAAUAAAAUACAUUUAUGAAAAUAAAGAACAGCAAUGUAUAUAAAUGUUAACAACUGUAUCUUACUUUGUUUUAGUCACUUAUUCUUUUCUGUCAUUUUUAGCUAGGAUACAGGGAUAUAUAUAUAUAUAUAUACAUACUAUGUAUAAUUAAACAAGCAUUGGAAAUAAUUUGCUAACUAAAGCUAAUUACAAAAUUAGAAGUUAGAUGGGGCCAACUUGAGCCAACUAGUUAAAUAGAAUACUGGCCAUAUGAGUGUUAGUUAGACAGUCAUAAUUUUAUCUUCAAAUUAGAAAGACAUCGUCUGUGCUCGCAUUCCAUUUCAGGCUUGCAAGAGUCAAAUCUGUGCUGACCUUUCACCUUACCAAAACCAUGGAACUUUCCCUGGCAACAAGUGUAUCAACUGGGACCUGAGGGUUUGUUUUUAUUCACCUCUUGUAAAAAUAUCAUGGAGUGUUCAUUGUUUGGACACUAAAGGCUUGAGUGAAGAGGGUGCAACCCUUAGUUGCUUGAGUGGAAAGCGAGCACCCAUUCAUUUUGUUUGCCCAUCCAGUGAAAGGGUGUGCUUUCCUGUAUGAGAGUGAAAAGAUGACUCAUAGAGGAUUUGAAAGCAGACAAUGUUAUUUGAAUAAGAGAAUGCUAGUUUUGUCAUGAUGUGUUACACUAUGUAUGACCAGGUGAUGCUCUUAACAUAGUGGUGCCCAUGCAAUGCACUCUAGGACUGUAGGAGAGAUCAAUUGAUACAAAUAAUUAAAAGCAAAAAAACUAUUAAGUAAAUUAAGUCAAAUUUAUUUGGAAGUGGGGGUAACUGAGCAUCUCUCAUGGCGAAUGUGGCCGUCCGUAGUGAUACUGGUUCUCAUAAUUCUUAGAAGUUGAGGAUUUUAUCAGAAUUUGAGAUAAUUUCUUACUUAAAUCUUUAUUUUAAUCCCCCCCCCCUCCCCUUUUCAAUGGCAGACCUGUUUACCCUCAAACUCUCAAAAUCGUACAAUAUCAUCACAAAAUCAUUCAGUACAUUAUCUUAAUAGUAAAAAAGAAACAUACAGUAUACUUAAUGUAUACACCUCAAAAUUGUACAUUGUACGCCAAAAUCGUAAAAGUAAACAGGUCUGCAACAGGCAUUAAUUUUAUCAAUAUUCUUUUGUUUUGCCCUCUUCAACAAUAUCAUUUAUAGGAUGUUAUCAACUGCCUCGGAGGCAUACAAGUGUUAUUUCCCUUGCUGGAGAUGUUGGAUCAGACAAUCAUAGAGAUGCCCAUGGAGAGCCCGAGUUCACCAACCAAAACAGAAGCCUAUGAACUUGAUCUCGAUGAAUGGGCCGUAGUCACCUCAGGGACAUCUGUUUCAUCAGGUAAACUAUUAAUUUGAUGAUUUAGAAACUUGAUUGCUGUCACAAACAUUAAAUUCAUAUAACAAAAAUAUUUUCUUGAUUUUAAAAUUCUAUAAUUUAUAUCACAUUAAUUCAUCAGGCAGAGGGCGGGAAGGAAGUGGGGUACAUAUGUCCCCGGGUGCCAAGGUACAGGGGUGGCACAAUGAGGCCUACAACGUUACAUUAUAAUAAGUAAACAAGGGAAAUAAAUUGGUCACAAGAUCUUGCUUUUCUUAGCAUUCAAAGAGAAACUGAAUAAAUCAGAUUUUGAUUGCGUAAUUGACCAGUUUGCGACAGUAAAAUCAAGAAAAAUAAACUUUUUUUGGACUAUGUUAACCAGUCUACGACAGUGGCUGAGUGGGUCAUGUACUACAAGUUCUAUAAAUUUUCUUCUUUAAAUGGAAUGUUUGAUUAAAAUUUAAAUUGUUUUCCUUAUUCAAUGUAAUAGAACAAUGUGAUUAAAUGUGGAGGGGGCUGGGGCGCCCAUUGUAUAGUUCGUCCCUGGUCACAAAAUAUUAUCGCUACGCCUCAUAUGUUACCUAAUGAUGUCAUUGCUAUAAGCGUAUAAUUGCUAGCAGUAAAAGCGUAUAAUUGCUAGCAGUAAAAGCGUAUAAUUGCUAGCAGUAAAAGCGUAUAAUUGCUAGUAGUAAAAGCAUAUAAUUACUUGCAGUAAAAGCGUAUAAUUGCUAGUAGUAAAAGCGUAUAAUUGCUGCAGUAAAAGCGUGUAACUGCUAGUAGUAAAAGCAUAUAAUUGCUAGUAGUAAAAGCGUAUAAUUGCUAGUAGUAAAAGCGUAUAAUUGCUAGUAGUAAAAGCGUAUAACUGCUAGUAGUAAAAGCGUAUAAUUGCUAGUAGUAAAAGCGUAUAAUUGCUAGUAGUAAAAGUGUAUAACUGCUAGUAGUAAAAGCGUAUAACUGCUAGUAUUAAAAGGGUAUAAUUGCUAGUAGUAAAAGCAUAUAAUUGCUAGUAGUAAACGCGUAUAGUUGCUAGUAGUAAACGCAUAUUAUUGCUAUUAGUAAAAGCGUAUAACUGCUAUUAGUAAAAGUGUAUAACUGCUAGUAGUAAAAGCGUAUAACUGCUAGUAGUAAAAGCGUAUAACUGCUAGUAGUAAAAGCGUAAAACUCCUAGUAGUAAAAGCUUAUUAUCGCUAUUAGCCACAAACUCUGGCGACCUGCUGUAACGUGAUAAUUGGGGUCUAUAAAUUCAGAUGGCAUUAACAGCGGCUUGUGUAUUGGUGAGGUUUGACUUUUAUCUGUGUCGAAAUGAUUGUUUUGGUUACAUUGAUGAGAUGGAUAAUUUCAUUUAAAGAACAGUUUUUGUUUAUUGAUGAGCAAUUUGGUGUUGAAGUCAGACUAGUUGUAUGUGUUUGUGAUGGAAAAAAAAACAACAACAACAAAAAAAAACACAUUCUUUCUACAUUUUUUUUUCACUUGAUAUGAAAUACAACGUUCUGGUGCGAAUGUUGUGCAAUAUUUUCAGAGCCAUGGUAGGACUGCAGUAUCCAAAUUUUCUUUAUGUUUGGGUUCCACUGUACCUGUAAUUGCUUGCUUCCGCUGUAUCUGUCAUUGCUUCUUUCCACUGGACCUGUAAUUGCUUGUUUCCACUGUACCUGUAAUUGCUUGUUUCCGCUGUACCUGUAAUUGCUUGUUUCCGCUGUACCUGUAAUUGCUUGUUUCCGCUGUACCUGUAAUUGCUUGUUUCCGCUGUACCUGUAAUUGCUUGUUUCCGCUGUACCUGUAAUUGCUUGUUUCCGCUGUACUUGUGAUUGCUUGUUUCCGCUGCACCUGUCAUUGCUUGUUUCUGCUGUACCUGUCAUUGCUUGUUUCCGCUGUACUUGUAAUUGCUUGUUUCCCCUGUACCUGUCAUUGCUUGAUGUCUGUGAACUUGACUCCCUCCAGAGCUGAAACUUGAACACAACCAGCUGGCUGCCUUCAUUACCAUGCUGAGGUAUGUGCUCAAAGGAAAGACAGUCAACAAAGACAACUUUGUCAGGACCCAUUGUGCCUCAACUUUGGGCAUGCUCAUGCAGAAGGUAAGAAAAUGUUGACGAUCCUACUGAGCUGUAAAUGUCUUCUAAUGUGAAAGUAAAACAUGUGUAAGGGGACAUAAUUUAAUUAACCCUUAGGGUUAAAGGUGUAGACUCAAAACAUGUAUAAGGGGACAUAAUUUACUUAGGGGUCGUUUGCAAAUUAUGUCACACUGAAAAUGACCUUUUCUGACCCCCUGACCCCCUGACCCCUCCCCCCCUUCCCGGUCACAAAGUGUCACGAAUUCUUUACCCCCCUCUUAGUGUAACGCAACACCUACACAAUUUCAAAACAAACAUAAAAUUUCAUAAACUAAACUAAGAUUUUAUUUUAUUCUUUAACAUUUUCCCAUAAGGGAUUAAGAUGGCGGUAUAAAAAGAAAGCAAGCAUAAGUAUUAAUAAUUUGUGACAUAUUAUUUGAUAAAUUAAAAUACUGUUAAAUUUAACUUUGUAAAGUUGACGACAUCGGAUGUAUUGAAACAUUUUUACAAGAUUUCAACUGUAUAGUAAGUGUUAUAAAGAUUUCUUGGAUUUCUUCUGUGUCAAGUUUAAAGCGCAAGUGAUCUUACAAAGCUUUGUAUUUCAAUAAUUUCAAUUUGUGAGCACAAUAUUUCCAAUUCAAGAUGCACACACAACGGGCCUCAGUAAGAUGUGUGACACUUGCCAGUGUUCACCACGACAAAACACUUGCCCUUACAUUGUCAGGGAAGGAUGCCUUUAGGACAACAGGCCUCAGUAAGAUGUGUGACACUUGCCAGUGUUCACCAUGACAAAACACUUGCCCUUACAUUGACAGGGAAGGAUGCCUUUUAGGACAACGGCCCCCAGAAAGAUGUGUGACACUUGCCAGUGUUCACCAUGACAAAACACUUGCCCUUACAUUGACAGGGAAGGAUGCCUUUAGGACAACGGGCCUCAGUAAGAUGUGUGACACUUGCCAGUGUUCACCAUGACAAAACACUUGCCCUUACAUUGACAGGGAAGGAUGCCUUUAGGACAACGGGCCUCAGUAAGAUGUGUGACACUUGCCAGUGUUCACCAUGACAAAACACUUGCCCUUACAUUGACAGGGAAGGAUGCCUUUAGGACAACGGGCCUCAGUAAGAUGUGUGACACUUGCCAGUGUUCACCAUGACAAAACACUUGCCCUUACAUUGACAGGGAAGGAUGCCUUUAGGACAACGGGCCUCAGUAAGGUGUGUGACACUUGCCAGUGUUCACCAUGACAAAACACUUGCCCUUACAUUGUCAGGGAAGGAAGCCUUUAGGACAACGCAGUCCGAAAUCCUUAACGCCUUGUUUGACAAAUGUAAGAUUGGAAGCAGAGACAUUGUGGCCUUUUACCAGUUUGAGGGACCCUUAAAGUGGUAUCUAUCUGAAGCUCGGAGAGAGAGCGGAAAAACAAAUGUAUGACAACAUGCAUUUAAAUAAUAUUAAAAUCAAUAAAGAUAUAAUGCUCACCGUUGAGCACGUUGGCAGAGAAAGGGCCAAACUAUUUUAACAUUGGGUACCACCUACCUUGCCAAAGGAAGGGGUAGAGGAGAUGUUACAAUUUUUAUCUGAAGAGAAAGUGGAGGUAUUUCAAAAUAAAGAAUGGGCCGACCGAUGGACUGUGGUCUAUAGACCAAAAAAAACCACCUGAUUGUGCCACAUUAUCUACUCUUAGAGUGUGGUAUUAUCAAAAACACAAAAAUCUUGGUACUGUUGCCAGGAAGAAAGCAAGCGUGCUUCCAUUGUGGCUCUUUGGACCACUGGACCAGCAAAUGUAGACAUUUUCGAAAAGGAAAGCCUUCACAGGUAGAUGACAUAACAAACUCACUAGGCCGACUAAUAAUCGACGAAGAUAAUACAGACGGGAUGACCCCUGGAAACAUUCAGAACGUGGUCAACGAGGGGGAGAACCCUACAACCACGGCAGACUUCGUCGCCGAGUUAGAGAACCCUACAACCGUGGCAGACUUCGUGACCGAGGGAGAGAACAGUACAACCACAGCAGCCGUGGAAGGAGAAACAAUGAAGGAAAUGAAUGGCAAACAAUUGAGCAUAGGAAAAAGAAAACAGUAAAGAAAAACAACAAUUCCGUGCCGGGUCGCACAUAUGCAGAUGCACUGUCAAGGGUAACAACAUCCCCGUCAGCGCCAAAAUCUCCAACACAACUGAGAAACCCGGCCCCAGGAUUCGCAACUUCUCCUAAAGCAACAUCUUCUAAAAGACGGGGAACAAAAAAAAUGACCUUCUGAUGGGCAAAACACCGGGGAGAAGAGGAAGGUUUUGAAAUGUAACCUUUUCCCCGGUGACGUUCCCGAUUUUACUGAAGACGACAUGUCUUCUGAAGAAGACUCAAAUUAUAUUUCGAACUUUUAAAUUUUAAAAAAUUGACAAUUUUGUUCAGAAUUUAUAAACAGAAAUUUAUAAAGUAACUUUCAUUAACAUCAAUACAUCACUAACAAUCAUGGGGAUAACACAACUCAUACUUUUCUCAUUAAACAUAAGAAGUUGCAGAAACAAAGAACAGCACAUUAUUAAUAUUGUCAAAAAACACAAAUGCGAUUUUAUUUUUUUACAAGAGACAAAUAUAAACACAGACGAUGACGCACAAAGAUAUACAAAAUCUCUAGGCAUGAACAACAGUCAUUUCAGUUUAGGCAGACAUUGUAAGGGGGUAGGAAUAGUACAGACAUUAGAUAGAUUGGAGAUAACUCACAAAGACAGGGAUAGCGAAGGGAGAACGGUCAUACUCAACAUUACAGACAAUAGAGACACUUACACACUAGUCAAUAUAUAGGACACCCCUUCACAGCACACAGAAAAACCAUUAUUUUACAACACACUAGUACAAACACUAAGAUACUCACACAAAAGGGGAAAGAUCAUUUUGGGAGGGGAUUUCAACCAGUGUUUAGAUACAACAAACCCAAAAAGAAAAGAUAAAAUUUUAGAAGAAACAACAGGUACAGAAAUAAUGCAAUACAUAACAGAGAGAUAUAACAUGUUUGACGCUUACACAGGGAAGGGAAAGAAACACAUUUACAUGCAAUACUUUUAACACCAAGGCAAGAAUUGAUAGGUUCUAUAUACCAACAGUAGAUACAAUAAAUGAAGCAAAACACAUUCCAGAAACACUAUACUUUACAGAUCACAAAGGAGUGAAAAUUACAAUAAAUACAACAAGAUCAAACAUCAUUAAAAAAAUCCCCUCAUUGGAAAUUUAACAAUUCACUUUUAGAAAACAAUCAGUACACAGAUCUCAUUAAUAACAUUAUAAAACCAUAUAGCACACUACCAAAAAAAACAUAGGACAACACUGGGAACUUUUAAAAUCCACCAUCAAACAUAUCACACAAAAUUUUGCAACAAGCGUACACAGACAACUCAGAGAAAGAGAAAAAGAAUUAGAAAUACUCGGACCAUCAGAGAAAGAGAAAAAGAAUUAGAAAUACUCGGACCAUCAGAGAAAGAGAAAAAGAAUUAGAAAUACUCGGACCAUCAGAGAAAGAGAAAAAGAAUUAGAAAUACUCGGACCAUCAGAGAAAGAGAAAAAGAAUUAGAAAUACUCGGACCAUCAGAGAAAGAGAAAAAGAAUUAGAAAUACUCGGACCAUCAGAGAAAGAGAAAAAGAAUUAGAAAUACUCGGACCAUCAGAGAAAGAGAAAAAGAAUUAGAAAUACUCGGACCAUCAGAGAAAGAGAAAAAGAAUUAGAAAUACUCGGACCAUCAGAGAAAGAGAAAAAGAAUUAGAAAUACUCGGACCAUCAGGGAAAGAGAAAAAGAAUUAGAAAUACUCGGACCAUCAGAGAAAGAGAAAAAGAAUUAGAAAUACUCGGACCAUCAGAGAAAGAGAAAAAGAAUUAGAAAUGCUCGGACCAUCAGAGAAAGAAGAAAAAAAACGUUCAGCCCCAAAAUACAAUAAUUAGAAGAAGAACUAGAAAAAAAUUAAACAAAAUAAAUACAAUGGAGCACAUGUUAGGAGUAGAACUUUCACUAACAACCAAGAGGCACCUACAAAGAUGUUAGGAGUAGAACUUUCACUAAGGACCAAGAGGCACCUACAAAGAUGUUAGGAGUAGAACUUUCACUAACAACCAAGAGGCACCUACAAAGAUGUUAGGAGUAGAACUUUCACUAAGGACCAAGAGGCACCUACAAAGAUGUUAGGAGUAGAACUUUCACUAAGGACCAAGAGGCACCUACAAAGAUGUUAGGAGUAGAACUUUCACUAACAACCAAGAGGCACCUACAAAGAUGUUAGGAGUAGAACUUUCACUAAGGACCAAGAGGCACCUACAAAGAUGUUAGGAGUAGAACUUUCACUAACAACCAAGAGGCACCUACAAAGAUGUUAGGAGUAGAACUUUCACUAACAACCAAGAGGCACCUACAAAGAUGUUAGGAGUAGAACUUUCACAAAAAAAGUAGACAGAUAGGACAGAUCGUUGACAUAAAAGGGGAAACACACACAGAGACUCCAAAGAUCGUAAACACAUUUGAAAAAUACUACACACAACUUUUUGGAACAGAGAAAACUGAGUCAGAUCUACAAGAUAAGUACACAAAAUGUACACAAGAGCUCAAUACAAUUCAAACACAAGAAAUGGACACAACUAUUACAUGAGCAGACAUGAAAACAUCCCUGCUGUCCAGCAUGAAGAAAAGCAAAACACCAGGGCCACAUGGGCUUACAACGGAAUUCUACCUUUUCUUUUUCACAGCAUUUGGACCAAUUUUACAUGCCACACUAGAAGAAGCUUACAGCAACCAUGAGUUACCACACUCAAUGAAUAAUUCAUAUGUAACGCUUUUACCAAAAAAAGAUACAGACUGAACACAACUUCAAAAUUACAGACCCAUAUCUUUACUUAACACAGACUAUACAAUUCUCACAAAAACUCUAGCAAAUAAAUUAAAACCACAUUUAAAUGCUUUAAUACAUAUAAACCAACAAUACAGCAUAAAAGGCAGGGACAUACAUAACCACAAUCAUUUCAUUAGAGAACUUAUUCAAUAUUCAAAUGUCAAAAACAUCCAAACUUGCAUAUUAUCACUAGAUCAAGAAAAAGCCGUUGAUAGGGCAGACCACACAUACCUACAUAAAAUAUUACAACACAACAAACUAGGGGAUUAUUUUUGUAAUUGGGUUAAAAUUUUAUACAAGUCCCCCAUUAGUAAUCUUAUAAUUAACAACACACUUUCUAAAUACAUUAAAAUUGACAGAUCAGUUAGACAAGGGUGUCCCCUUUCCCCUUACCUUUAUAUCCUAUCCUUUGAACCUUUGUUAGAGAGAAUUAGAAGGGAGGAGAGUAUUAAAGGAGUAAGGAUCCCUUGAGGUAAUGAAACGAAAGUCAUUGCAUAUGCAGAUGACACAAGUUUUUUUUGCUAUUGAUGAUAAGGCUAUUUCAAAAAUAAUAUCAAUAUUUUAAGAAUUUGGAAGAGGUAGUGGGUCUAAAAUAAACAUAACUAAAUCUGAAAUUAUGGGGAUAAGGUCGGUGGAAAGAUAGACUAGAUUUCCCUUUAGAAAUCGUAAGGAAAGAUAGUCUUAGGAUAUAUGGCAUUUACUUUUCAAACAAACAGACUCAAAGUAACACAGAAACAUGGCAAAACAUUGAACAAUCAAUAAGAAACAUAAUUGACAGACAUGAAUACUCAGCACACACAAUUUUUGGCUGGAGCAAAAUCAUAAACACAUAUGUUAUUCCUAAAACAAUAUACACAGGGAACAUAUGGGGACCUCCACCAGCCAUUUUAAGACAAAUACAAUACAAAACAUUAAAAUUACAUUAAUCCAAUCUAAAUUAGAAGUGGGGGGGGGGGGGAUUAAUUUACAAGACAUACAAACAAAACUAGAAGCACUUAGAAUCAAAUUUAUAGGACAAGCCAUUAGAAAGAAGGAGGAAAAUUUAUUUACACAUUAUUACAUUGGGAUAAGGCUAGGGCAGUUAAUAAAAAUUGAUAACAACACACCCCAUUACAUGGGAAAAAAACAAUCGCAUUUUCAUAUGGCAUGCAUUCAAGCAUUAAAAGGCAACGAAACACUUAUACACAAGACAACUAAAGAAAUUUACACACAUUUAAUAAAGAAACAAGCAACACCACUCUACAAUAGCAUAAAAUGGACACAUGUUUAUGGAACAAUAAACACUAAGAAUACAUUUAAAAAUACACACAUUAAAGAAAUCGAAAAUAAAGACAAAGAAAUAACAUAUAGGCUCAUAUACAACAUGACACCAGUAUCAUCAAGACCAUACAAGGACAGAGUUAGGCACAUGGAAUGUCCACUCUGCAGGACAGGGGCUGAUGAGACAGAACAACAUUUAUAUCAGACAUGCAACACAAUAUUACAGACUAAAUCUACACUUAAACAAAUCAUACAAGCAGGUACAGUUCACCCAGUAGAUAUAGACAGAGCUAUAACACCAAACACAAUACCAGCAUCCAUAAACAAGAAACAACACACAAUAAGUCUAAUAUUACUUUCACAAUACAGAAAACAUGUAUGGCACCACAGACUUAAGGCUUUUUUCCACAAACAUAAUUACACAAACAUUACAUUAGAAACACUUUUUAGAUUAAAAUACCAAACAUAAUUCAAAACAUCAGUUAAGAAAAUAUAAUGACAAAAUAAUACAUUCAAAUAAUUUGUUUAUCAUUCCAAUUCCUUAAGACAUCAUGUUAAAAAAUUCAUAAUGGAAACAAAUGUUUAAUUUAGUACACACCAUUAUAAUGUCAAAAUUUUGUUCAUUUAAAACUUUGGAAAAUUUGCCUGUAAUUAUUUUAGUUUUACUCUGUAUAAAUAUUGAAUGAUUGUGAUUUAAAGUUAAAAAAAAAAAAAAAAAAAAAAAAAAAAAAAAAAAAAAAAAAAAAAAAAAAAAAAAAAAAAAAAAAAAUUAUGAACAUUUCAGUACAUUACUCACUAUGAAACAAAAUAUAUUCUUGCUACAGUACUUUCUUCACAUUGGAUAUUAAAAUGAUGCGAAAAAAUAUCUACAAAAAAAAAAGUACAAAAAAAAAUUUAAAAAGCUGUGACGUAAAACGCAAAACAACAAAGUCAUCACCGAGCUAAAAAUAAAAUGGCCACAUCAGUUUAUGCGUCAUUUUUUGAUAAGCGCAGAAAGUGUGCCUGAUCGAGUUUCAUGGAUGCUGCCUAUAAUACCAGAGGCAAUGUCCACAUGGAAAAUGAAUGUUUUUAAAACUAAUUCAAUAAAGAGUUUUCAAAAUUAGAACAUUUUAGAUUUUUUAUUUUCUUUAUUUUGUGGCGCCACAAAUUUUUUACCCCUGUCCCAAGUGUCACAAAUCCCAUCUCCCCCCCCCCAACGUGACAUAAUUUGUGAACGACCCAUUACCCUUAAGAUUGAAGGUAUAGACUCAAAUUUUGGAUUAUGUUUUUCAACUCCGACCUAAAUCCCUAGAUUAAAUUGACCCUAUCAUGUUUGAGUGUCACUACUGUCAGGUUCAUCGAGACAUGAUGGAUGUGACAGUUCUGAUGUCAAUCCAGUAUCUGAUAGAGGAUUGUGACGACACCCCCAGUGUGAAGUCAACACUUCUGCAACACAUCUACCACUACAUCCUGUUUGACUUCUCACUGUGGAGCAAGACACAUUUUGCAGUUCGAAUAGGUAAUAAAAAGCAAGACACAUUUUCCGGUUAGAAUAUGUAACAAAAAGCAAGACACAUUUUCCAGUUAGAAUAUGUAUCAGAAAGCAAGACACAUUUUCCAAUUAGAAUAUGUAACAGAAAGCAAGACACAUUUUCCAGUUAAUUAUUUAACAAAAAGCAAGACUGGUCAGAAUAUGUAAAUAAAUUUGGAUAUUAAAACUAAAGGGCUGGAUGAGAUUAAAUGUAUAUGCAUUUGAUUGAGCAACUGUUGAAUUAAAAAAAAAAAUAUAUAAUUAUUGUUUCCUAGGACACAUCCAGUAUCUAUCCACCAUCAUCAAAGAAGAUCGCAAAUAUUUCAGAAAGAAGUAUGGCGUGCAAUUUUUCCUGGAUAUCAUCAGGGCCUACUACGGGUAAUCUUGGACACCUGGACAUGUCGUUGGUGUUUAUGUGCCUUUUAUCAUGAUUCAUUUCUUUUCUUGAUAUGGUCGAGACCGUAUAAAUAUAUCUGGGACUAAUAAUUGGGUUGGACAAAUGUUUUUAGUGUCUAUAGUUUCAUGGACAAAAUAAGGGAAAUUGCAACAGAUACAGUUCAGGAUUUUUUUUCUUUCAAUAUAAGUAUCUAAUGGCAUUAGAACAGGUUUCAGUGUCUAGUGUAGUUCUCCCGGUGAAAGUAUAGGGACAAAUAUUGUAUGAAUAACAGACAAUGUAUUUCAUUGCCAUCUGUCACCCCUGCAAUCAGAGGUACAUUUAUUUGAAUUAAAUUCAAAUAUAAAUUUUAAAAAAAAAAUAAAAUUGUUCAUAAAUUAUUUUUCUCCUUCCUGUUGUGGUGCAAGAUCAAGUUGUUUGAUGUUAUUUCAGCACAACUGCCGACAGCGGGUUAAGUGAAGAGGACAGCAAGUCCAUACGUGUGUCCCUGCUGCAGCUCAUCAAGUUCUACAUUAUGAACAGCAUCACGGUGGAGGAGCUGACCCAGCUUAUGGGGUUUAUUCUUUCUGUCAAACAACCGACACUGGUGAGCCAAUGAUAUUACAUUCGGAUGCAUUGCGCCACGUUGUCUAUUUCAGUAAUGAAUGAACACAGGUUACUUAUUUUCUAAGAAGAAUUAUAAUACCUAUUUACAUGGCGGUAACAUCUUCAUAAAAAUAUUCUUUUUUUUCCAUGCACCCGAACUGUAUUUUCAGCAAAGCGUAAAAUGUGUAUUUCCUUAUUCAUAAAAGAAGAAUCAAAGUUAAAAAUGUUCACAUCUGUGACACAAGGUUUACUUAUAAAAUAGUAAAUGUAUUGGAGUUCAAUCCCCCACCAAAGCCAAGUCAAGCAAAAACAUCACCAGCACCUCAGGUGGAUGGGACGCGUUAACCUUGGAUGGCAACUCAUCUAAGAGAAGGAAACUGAAUUCAAACCUGGAGAUGGAGUCCCGUAAGCGGAUAACAUUGAUACAAUGAAACAAUCCGACAACUCCUGCGACACCACUGGUGCCAAGCUGUAUCAUCCAGAUGAUGUUCCCUUGGGGUUGUCCAGUGGCAUAAAGCGAGGCGAUUUGCUGUGUAGGGAACCAGUUUAUAAUCCUAGAAGAAUAAUCCCAGGCCUUGUGGAUCUUCAUGCUGCGAAGUCCACACCAUCGUCACAUUGUGGCUGACGGAUGCCAGCAACAACAAAAAGAAUGUAUUAAGAUAUCAUUCCCAGCUUGUAUAGUUUGGGCUGGGUGCUGACUUCUGUUAGCCAGGACACUUUCUUAUUGGGGUUUUUAAUUUAGGCCCUAUGUUUUAUGUCUGAUCCCCCCACCAGGUCCUGGAGGCCAUGGACCUCAUGAUAGCCCUGCUGGAGAGCCCAAGUCGAAAACAAGAUCAGCUGGUACUGCUGCUGUAUGAGCAAAACCAAGCAGAGAUGUUCUACAAGCUGUUGACCUACCCUCACCAGCCAAUUAUAUUCUAUGAGAAGGUGGUCAAGGUAUGACUUGCGUAAUGUUUUUAUUAUUAUUAUGGUCAUAUGGGUGUGGUCAUUUUGUAUAUGACGGUGAGGGCUGAUACUCAUGCUUUUUAACUGUUUUAAAAUAUGAAAAUAUAGGUCAUUGAAUGUCAAGGGCAAGCUUUAUAAAUAGUUCUACAUCACAUAGAUCCUCUUCAUCCUACUGAAGACGGAGAGAGUGUAUGAGAAAAACAAGUCCCGGCUGAAGCUGUCGGACAUCGGCCAUGCUGGUCUCAUCAACUUGAUGGCCCACUAUGAGAUAUCUGCCCCGAUGAUCAAGCGUUUUAUUGAACAAGUGGCCUUUACGGGUAAUUUGUAAAACGUUAGCUAUACCGUUGAAGGCAAUGUCAUGGCCACUGCUGCAAAUUUUCUUAGAAUAACACUUAAAGUGUUUAUGCUGAAAUGGAAAAUGAUUAUAUCUUUGAAUUGAAAGCCUUCCCUUCUUCAUUACAUAUGUCGUUUGAAUAUUUCAUCUAUUCCAAUGCCUGUGCAUUUUUUUUAUUCAGAAACUUCUCAGACCUACAGUGCAGUGCUAUCUAUCCUUGGCCUUGUUCACGGUUGUGGUCUGGACAUAAAAUCAGAGGCUAGCAGACAGGUGAGAUCAUGUGUGACACAUUUAGUAGACUAGACAUAUAUUCACAUGGCAAAAAAGUAGCUGAAACACAAUAAGCAGUAGAGGCACCUUUUAAAAAGUAGGGGCGCCUCUGUCAACUGUACAGCCACCUCUGUCAACAAUGGGGCUCCUCUAUAAACAGUAGAGGCACCUCUAUAAACAGAGGCACCUCUAUAAACAGAGGCACCUCUAUCAACAGUGGGAGAACCUCUAUAAACAGUAGUAACACCUCUGUAAACAGUAGUGACACCUCUAUCAACAAUGGGGGUACCUCUAGAAAUAGAAGCUGCACCUCUGUAAACUGUUGGGCACCUGUUUAAACUGAGGAGCUGUCUCUAUAAACUGUGAUGCACCUCUAUAAACACUAGAGCCGCCUAUAUAAACUGAUGCACCUCUAUAAACUGUGAUGCACCUCUAUAAACUGUGAUGCACCUCUAUAAACUGUGAUGCACCCCUAUAAACUGUGAUGCACCCCUAUAAACUGUGAUGCACCUCUAUAAACUGUGAUGCACCUCUAUAAACUGUGAUGCACCUCUAUAAACUGUGAUGCACCCCUAUAAACUGUGAUGCACCCCUAUAAACUGUGAUGCACCCCUAUAAACUGUGAUGCACCUCUAUAAACUGUGAUGCACCCCUAUAAACUGUGAUGCACCCCUAUAAACUGUGAUGCACCUCUAUAAACUGUGAUGCACCUCUAUAAACUGUGAUGCACCUCUAUAAACUGUGAUGCACCCCUAUAAACUGUGAUGCACCCCUAUAAACACUAGAGCCACCUAUAUAAACUGUGAUGCACCCCUAUAAACUGUGAUGCACCCCUAUAAACUGUGAUGCACCCCUAUAAACUGUGAUGCACCCCUAUAAACUGUGAUGCACCCCUAUAAACUGUGAUGCACAUCAAGACAGAUAAAGUUUGAAAGCUAUAACCCAUGGCUGAAUAUAAAAAUAGUUUAUUAAAGUUUAUUUGUAUUUGAGGGGACCCCCCCCCACCCCAGCUCACUCCAUGGCAUCUACUUGUUUUGAGUGGCCCACUAUCACUCAAAGUGUUAUCUCACUAUGUUCAGCCCUAUUGUGAAGCCCCUAGAGCUGAUACAUUUUAAGCCAGCCACACCAUUGCAGUGUACACAUAUUAAUACUGUCAGAGUUUAUACAUUCUCUCAGUUUCUUUGUUCUGACCUCUUUCUCUCUUCUCCCACCAGCUUUUGGCCAUCAUUGUAUCCAAGACAGGGGCAGCUAAAGGCUUUGCCAAACAGCUAGGCUGGCAGGAAAACAUCACCAGGCUCCUGACCGUGGAAAGGAGGCGCGCCUUCACCCUGACCAACCCAUCUAAAGUUGACUCUUCUCACGCCGAAAGCAGGUCCUCUGGAGCGGAGUCUGUCAAGCUAACUUCAAAUGGACCUAACCUACAUUUGCCGACCCUAUCAGAGCCACUGGGCCAACACGUCCUUAACCUACCUCUGACGACACUAUCAGAGUCGAUGGACCAACAUGUCCCUAAUGUACCUGUGCCGACACUAUUAGAGCAGCUGGACCAACUUGUCCCGUCCAUUAUAACAAUACCUGGCAGCUUUCCACCAUCAGCCCCCACAUCACACGACGACUCAUCCAAACGGCCAUCAUUAGAUGUAAGUCAGGAGAAUGCUGGUACAGGCACAUCCCACCCAUCACCACCCACACUUUUCACAUUGGACAACAACAAUUCUGCAGACAGUUCAGGUAUUACAGGUACGUAUCUCUGGUAUUUGAACAUUUUACUCCGGGAGCAGAUUCAGGCUCAACAUUUUCAGUAUUUCAGUUGCAUUGGAUGCAGCGUCUGGAAGAGGGAUGGCGGUGUAAAUCCAUGCCAGACGUGUGAUGACAGGUUGAUGGUAAUAAAAAGGUUCAUGUCUCUGUCAAUAAUGUUAUUUACUCUCUACAAUGAAAUGCCUAGAGAUAAACAGCAUCAUGGAUUUUUAAGGAGUCUAUAAGAUUUUUAAAAAAAUUCCAAUCCAUCAUAAUCUUGCAAACAUGUCAUUUGUUAAAUUACUCAAAAUUUAACUUGAUCUCUUAUGUCAACUAUACCGUUUUUCUUCAACUUUUCAAACACCCCCCCCCCCCACCAGACCAUUUGAAUAAGCCUAGUGACCUCCUCUUGCGAUCCUCCCCUCCUGCUGUCACAGUGAACAUUAAAUUACUCAAAAUUUAACUUGAUCUCUUAUGUCAAAUAUACCGUUUUUCUGCAACUUUUCAAACCCCCCCCCCCCCCACCAGACCAUUUGAAUAAGCCUAGUGACCUCCUCUUGCGAUCCUCCCCUCCUGCUGUCACAGUGAACCAACACGGUGAAGAGAUCAAGAAUACGAUAGGCUCUCCAACCAGACCUAGUGCCCUCCCCUUCCCAUCCAGCCCACUGGAGGAGAAGCCGAGCCGAGAGGAUGAGGAGUUAAUGGAUCAGCUGUUGCAGGAGCCCACCCCCAACACACCCCUUUACAUCAAGAGAAAAUUUUAUGAGAUGGAAACGCCCGAUGUUGAUGACAAUGAAGGUGAGUCACAAAAAAGCUUUCCCCCAUCAACCAAUUUGACACAGGGCACUCGGAAUUUUAUCCAUUUGAAACCCCAGCCCUAUGGGAACAACUCCACAUUUAUCACAUAUUAGUUUAGAACAUUUUUAAAAAAAUCUAAUAAAAUUAUUUUGUAAUAUAUUUUUAUGAAAUAAAUUGAUUUGCAUUCAUAACUGGUCCAUUUAUGUGUCAUAUUACAUUAGUUCUCUCUUUUGUUGGGUAAAUUUUUAAAGAACUAUGACAAAUUACUUGAUUACUCAUGAACAUGGUGCUACAAAAGUUAAUCUUCUAUCAAAAUAAUGAAUACUCCUUGUCUGAUCUAUAAUUAAAAAUUUGGAAGUUGUCCACCGUGGUCUCGUAUCUUGUGAGGCUCUCAUUUCAAUGGUGAGAUUUGUGCUAGCUACAUAUAAGAUGAAAAAAACGUGUUUGAGUGGGCUGAUUUUGCUGUUACGACGGUUUGAAUGGGUUAAUUAGGCCAUUGCUAUACAUGAAGUCAUACCAUUUUUAUAAAAUUACCCUUAAAAUAAUGAUAUGCUACUUUAUCUGACACACAGAUUUACGUAAUGGCAGUCGAAGCUCGAGCGCCAGUGUUGAGGAUCUUCUCCGCGAUACCUCAUCGACGGCCAGAGACCGCAGUGAUGUCUCCUCUAGCAUCAGCAACACUUCAUUCUCCUCUUCGGGCUUCGAAGGGGACAGCGCUCUCGAUAACUCGCAGUCUUCUCUCAACACCCUGAGGUCCUCACCCCAGCUGAACAGCAGCCUUGACGACUCGCACCGAUCGGACGACUGGCUGAGGGGCUCAUCCGACAAUCUCUUACAGGAGGACGGCGAUUCCAGGAGGAGCUCAGUGGAUGAUCUUUUAGGGGGCCCCGAUGACUCCAGGAGGGGUUCAACGGCUUUACAGGGCGAGAAUUUUAAAAAGGUCAGUUCCUGUUGGCAAUAAAAAUAAAUGCUCGUAUUGAAGCUAAAUUUUUAUUGUGUGUGGCAUCAGUUUCACUAAUCAUCAAAUUGAUGAGUUACGAGCAUUACAGUUUGAGAAUUGUUAGGUUUAUAUCAACUCAACACAAAUUUCCAGUUAACAAACAUUGCGUAAUUAUGUUAAGAAAUUGUAAACAGCCUUUGGCCGUCCUCUCAGACACCACAUUUCAGCUAAGUGCUAUCUUUUAAAAUCAGAUUCUCUUUUUACUGUUGUUUGUUUGUUUGCUGAUGAACACAGACACGCUUGUUGUUUUGUUGCAUCCUUUUUUCUUAGGUUUUCCCCGCACUUUGUUUUGCUCAUUUUUUUUAAUGAAUUUCAGUGUCAUAACUUCAGCAGUUAUCAGAUCUGUUCAUGAACAUCUUGUGCUAAGCACAUGUCCCUUUAAAUUAAACACAUGAUUUUACAGUGCUGUGCUGCUGUUGAUAUUUUUUUAAAAACUUUAUGGGGAAAAAAAAAAAAUCAACCAAUUUUUUUCGUCUCUAUCUUCCAUCUCAAUGUUCUUCAGGUCCUUGACCAUGUUGGGGUGCAGCUGACCGAUGCCAUAGAACAAAAAGAAGAACUUUGCCAGAAUAUACUUAUAAUACUCCUGUCCAUCAUGUGGAAAGGUAUUGAGGGCUCCAGCAAGGAGAUAUGGAAGGUAGGUAACAUUUCUGUCAUUUAAUUUGUAAGGUUAUCCCCACCCCCGUCUCCUCCUCCCUGGAAGAGAUGUACUUUAGUAUGUGAGCUUAGAGAGUCCUGGAAGAGAUGUACUUUAGUAUGUGAGCUUAGAGAGUACUGUAAAAUAGUGCAUUUAUUUUAUUUUUAUCCCCCAGAAUAGAUGUCAGGUGCUUACCUGGGUAUUUGAGCUUGGAGAGUUCUGUGAGAUAAUGGCUUAUUAUUUACUGUUGAUCCUCAGGAGAGAUGUCAGGUGUUUACCUGGAUAGAUGAGCUCGGGGAGUCCCAUGAGCUGAUCCGCCCCCCUGAGGAGAUCAAGAGACGUCUCCUCGAGAUGAUGCUGCACAACUGUAUGAUGGACAUUCGCAGCUCCGGUGUCCAGACUCCACUGGCCCUCUCAGAAAAUGCCAUCGAACUCAUCCGCCUGGUGCAGGGCUUUGUCACCAAGCCUGAUGCCCCCCCUGAGUCUUUCUCUAACAGAGUAAGUCCCCGUGAGCUCUUGAGUUUGUUUCAGUAAAUAGGAUACUGACAGUGAAGUGCUAUUUUUUUGCUUUUCCUGCAACAUAAACACUUGAAAGGGACAGUGAUGAUCGGCAGCUGAGAUAAAGUUAAACAGCGAAACAAACUGAUUCUCUUUUUUAAUGUUUGUUAUAAAAAUAGACAAGAAAUAAUCCCUUAUUUUCCUUCUUUAAUAUUUCACAAAGUGCUGUCCAUAUAUCUAAUAUGGAUUCUGUACAAUGUUUCAAAAGGCUUAAGGGGAGGUGAGGGUGAGAAUUUGGCAAAAAUGCCAAAUUUUGAAUAAUUUGUUAUUAUUGUUUAUUUGGUUUUAUUAACCAUUUCUUUAUUAAAUUUUUAUAUUUGUUUUUACAAAAGUAAGUUAGAAAAUAUAAUAAAUUACACAUUUCCUGACCCCAUCUAUCAGAAAAAUGUAACAAUUUCCCUAUUUUUUAGUGUUUUUACCUCUUUGUUAUGAGUUUUUGGAAUCGCCCAAUCCCUACGCAUUUGGUAUGGUUGGAAAGAUGGUGAUUUCGGGGUCAAGAUAAAUAUAGCUUAUGAUCACAAAGAAAAUUACAAAAGCAACCGAACCUUUUAAUUUUGCCGCAAUGUCUAGCUAAAUUUGAUAUUUUCCUGUCCUACUUCGUGUAUCACGUGAUCUAGCCCUGACCUUUGAAUAAAAUAAAAAUUUUGAUUGGUUCCUGUGUAGGAAAUCUGUUAGUAAAGUUCACUUCCGGUACAAACAAAACGUUUAUGAAUUCGUGAGGCCUAGCAAUUUCGAUACGCAAUUUGUCGGUAAUAAAAACAUGUGAGGAGUUAAAAAACAACUAAAUAAGUAUAUAACCAAACAAAGUGAGUUGGCUUGGAUUAAUUGCCGUGAUAAACACGAUUAAUUCUCCCCCUUUUCGGAGAAGACUAAGACUGAGUACACUAACUACUAAGCCUACUCCUAGUUAGUGCUACUCACUUCAAGUUCAAGCAUCGCCAUGCUACUUCACUAGCUGGAAAAACAUAGAAAAAUACCAUGCAUUGGUAAGUAUUAAAGAUAAAAUCUAUUUUUCACUUAGAUUCCAAUUUAAAGUACGGUAUUAUUUAUUCAUAAGGCUAAGCCUAUACUGUACUCACUCUAAGUAUAGACCAUUGAAUUAUUUGAAUGAAGGCUGUACUAUAUUUUAUACUUAUACUUUUUUAUUAUUAGUAAUGUAAUAAACACUGUUAGUUUAGUGAUAGUGAAUUGUAGUAAAAAUAAACUUAUAAACAAUUUAUGAAUUUAGUAAUUGUGAUAUUUGACUGACACUGCUCUAUAUUUAUAGCUAUUAAAAUGGUAAUAUAUUAAAUUUCUCAUUUUUCUUAACGCGGCACAAAUGACAUUGUCAUUAGUGUUAUUUUAUUCUAAAGUAAAAUAAGAGCCCAAACAAAUUUUGCUUGAAAUACUUGUCAACAAGUAUGACCUAUCAGUCAUCAAUGUCAUUAUAGCCUUAUAUUUUUGUUGAGAAGCAUUUAAUAAAAAUAUCUAACUACAAGUUUAUUGUUUUCAGGAACGAUUGAGGCUACGUGCAAUGAUUUUGCAGAACACAACAAACCACAACAUGCAUUAUAUUUCCUGUUGAUAAACUACACUGAUCUGUUGUGCCUAAGUCCAUUUAGCCCAAAGGACAAUUUGCACAUGAAAAAGAAGGAGUGCACUAAGUAUGUAUUCCAAUUGUUACAGAUUCCUCGUCGCAACAUAUGUUCGAUGCAUCGAACUAAAAGUAACCUCAGGUAGAGGAUGCAAGAGAAGACUAUCACAGAUUACACCACAAAACUCAUUAUGUGUUAUUCAAGGACAAAAAGAAUAAGACAGUAGUUGAAAGGAACAUAUCAAUAAUUCCCUUAUUUCAACAUUGUAUCUCUAUGCGAUGUGAUUUUCAACAUGACUAGUGUCAAAAUUUUAUCCAGUAACUAAUUAGAUUUUACUAUGGAGUUAUUGCUCAUGAUUUUUCUGGCGCACACAAAAAUACUGUUAAUAUGCUUUUGGGAAAAAUUCAUGUUGCAACUCGAGUGAUUCAAAAGUUGUGAGAUAGAAAUCAGAAAAUUUACAACUGUCAAUAUUCAUUCCGUCAUUAGAACUCAUAAAACUCAUACAAGACCAAGAGUUGCAUUUUCAGCAUACAUGGACAAUGCCAAAUAACUCUUUGGAAUUGCAUAUUUACCUAGCUUAAUUUUAUGGUUUUGCACACUUUUAUAAUGCUGAUAUUCACCAAAAUAAGCGAAUUAUUAUUUUUUUGACAAAAACAGAAUAAUAUAUAAAAAUAAAUCAAUCACAGCAAAAAGUUGAGUGUUCAGGAAAAAGACAAAAGGACCUGGAAAAGGAUUAAAAAUGUCCACAAUAGGCUAAUAAAAAGUUUUUAUUCCCAUCUUGGUAUAAGAUUCUUAUUUUUCAUUGAUAUUUUCAUUGUUUUUGUCGUUUUUCUUCAUUACUUCAGUUUUCUCGUUUUCAAUAUUUUUGGUCACCAAUAUCCCUAUAACUUUUUUUAUUUCUUAUCCAAACCUCACCAAGUUUUCACAGUAUGUUCAGUAACCAAUAAUAAACAUUUGGAUAACCUAGAAUUAAGAUAACUGUCUUAGAAGAGAAAAUAUGUAAAACUGAAUUCACCCACACCCCUAUUUUUUGCACACAAAAAAUGGGGUCACAAUUUCUGACCCUGUAAAUUUAUAACUAGUUUAUACAUCAAAAAGUCCUGUUAUACAAAGUUUGAUUAUAGGUUAAAUAAUCUAUGUUUAAAAUCUAAUAGCAAUAACUUUAUAUUUGUAAAAGCCUUAGUAUUUUAAAAAACACUUAAAAAAUAAAAAUGGAGUUUUUUAUGGGUUACAAAGGCAACCAAUGGAAUUUUUUUUUUUUAAACCUGUUUUGUACCUCCUUUACAAUACCAAAUAAGGUUUAGGUAAAAAAAAUCCAAUAUGAAGCUAAACAAAAAUUUUAGAUUUUUCAACCACACCUCCCCUUAAAUUACAAACUUUAAUAUGUCACAUAUGGUGGCUCGGUGUCUUACUUAGAAAGACACUUUAACAUUUGGACCACAUCUUUGAAACAAUUAAGAGGGAGCAUGGUUAAAAGGACACUUGGACAAGUCUUCCUGCUUCAAACAGGUGGUGUGGAAGAUUUGGGGGGGGGGGUGUGGUGCACAACCCAUUGUCCAGUAUGGAUAUUCACUAGUCAUUGUUGCGCACGGUGUCUUAUUGUUCACAGCAUGUGUUGUAGGUUGGUUUAGUUAAUGAACGCUUUUGGCACCUAAUUAGGCUUGUGACAUAUUGUGAAGUGAUUUUUAUGUAGUUGUGACCAGUUCCUAUAGAGUCCGUCAUCGAUGUACAUGCUAUUCAUUUGGCAGAUGUGAGUCUGAAGAUCGAGGGAGAAUGUUGUAUGGUGUUUCAGUAGCAGACUGCACUCUGUGUCUCUGUGUGUUUGAAUUAUUGUAUGUCCACAUGUUGGAGAAGCCUUGAUUAAAUUUUACGUAGCUCUUGAAAUAAGACUUGUGACCUGUUCAUCAGAUUACGAUGAAUGAAGGUGUGAACAAACAUGACAUGUGAAAACCGAUCAUUACGGAUCACAUCACCAAUAUUGUUCAUAUAUAUAUGUAUAUAUAUAUAUAUUAAUAAAAUGCAAACAUAGUCAUACUUGUCAGGAACUUUUCUCUGAAUACUUGAUUAAAAAACUCACUCAGAGUUACAGCUCACUUAAGACUUGUAUGUUACAGAUCACUAAAGACUUGUAUGUUACACCUCACUUAAGACUUGUAUGUUACAGUCACUUAAGACUUGUAUGUUACAGCUCACUUAAGACUUGUGUGUUACAGUUCACUUAAGAUAUGUAUGUUACAAUUCACCUAAAACUUGAAUGUUACAGCUCCUUGAGGAUGUCAUGUCUCUGCUUGAUGCUCUGGGUGUCUGGGACACAGAAGCUAUGGUUGCCUGGACAGAGAUGGUCCACAGAGGGUUCUCAGUGCUGCUAGCAUUCUCGAAGCAACCAGAUCUGGAGGUAUACAAAUAUUGUCUCAUUUCAUUGAUAGCAUGACUAGGAGUUGAUGAUUGGUAUUUGGUGUUGAUAAUUGAUAUAUGGGGUAGAUAUUAGGUAUUUGGGGUUGAUGCUGGGUAUUUUGGAUUUGACUCUUGGUAUUUUGGAUUGUUACUUGAUACUUGAUAUUAGGGUUGACUGGUUGGCUGUGUGGUCGGUACCGAUUAUGAACAAAUAAAAACAAAACUCCAGACACCUUGUGUGAAUAGGUCUCAGAGACACAUGUUGGAAAACUUCACCAUCGUCGUCUCUAUGAGACGCAAAAGUUGUAGAGAAAAAAAUAAUAAAAUAACGUCAAAAUUUUUGGAUGAUUGAAUCAUUUACAUAAGCGUCAUUGAGUAAAAUCUUUGUAAGUUUCAGUUCAUGUUCCAGUUUAUUCUCCGCUGUUCAUUUUGAUCCUUAUUUCGCAGCUGGUAUCCUCGUCAACUGUCAGGCUGCACUCCCUCGUCCAAACCAAGCUCAUCAGCAGCUCAGCCGAAGCCUCCUACAUCCUGGGGGUCUUGAACUCAAUGAUCAUUAAGUCCAUUGAAGGUACUUGUAAGUUACUUCACUUGCGUUUAGCACCAUGGCUGUGUGUCCAAGGUGAAGGGUUUAUCCCUCAUGGGUUUUGUUAAUAACUGAAUGGCAUCACAAGAAUGACAGUGUCGGCAGUGACAGCAGUGUUGGCAUUGACAGCGGUGUUGGCAUUGACAGCAGUGUCGGCAUUGACAGCAGUGUUGCAUUUACAGCCGAGUUGGCAGUUACAGCAGUGUUGGAUGUUACAGCGGUGUUGGCAUUUAAAGCAGUGUUGGCAUUUACAGCAGUGUUGGCAUUUACAGCAGUGUUGGCAUUUACACCAAUGUUGGCAUUUACAGCGGUGUUGGCAUUGACAGCAGUGUCGGCAUUGACAGCAGUGUUGCAUUUACAGCCGAGUUGGCAGUUACAGCAGUGUUGGAUGUUACAGCGGUGUUGGCAUUUAAAGCAGUGUUGGCAUUUACAGCAAUGUUGGCAUUUACAGCAGUGUUGGCAUUUACAUCAAUGUUGGCAUUCACAACGGUGUUGGCAUUUACAGCGGUGUUGACAUUUACAGCAAUGUUGGCAUUUACAGCAGUGUUGGCAUUUACAGCAAUGUUGGCAUUUACAGCAAUGUUGGCAUUGACAGCAGUGUUGGCAUUUAUAGCAGUUUUGGCAGUUACAGCACUGUUGGCAUUUACAGCAAUGUUGGCCGUGUUGACAUUUACAGCGGUGUUGGCAUUUACAUCAGUGUUAGCAUUUACAACGGUGUUAGCAUUUACAUCAGUGUUGGCAUUUACAGCAGUGUUGGCAUUUACAGCAGUGUUGGCAUUUACAACGGUGUUGGCAUUUACAACGGUGUUGGCAUUUACAACAGUGUUAGCAUUUACAGCAGUGUUGGCAUUUACAGCAGUGUUGGCAUUUACAACGGUGUUGGCAUUUACAGCAGUGUUGGCAUUUACAGCAGUGUUGGCAUUUACAACGGUGUUGGCAUUUACAACGGUGUUAGCAUUUACAGCAGUGUUGGCAUUUAUAGCAGUUUUGGCAGUUACAGCAGUGUUGGCAGUUACAGCAGUGUUGGCAUUGACGGCAGUGUUGGCAGUUACAGUAGUGUUGGCAUUGACAGCAAUAAUGGCAUUGACAGCAGUGUUGGCAGUUACAGCAGUGUUGGCAUUUACAGCAGUUUUGGCAUUUACAGCAGUGAUGGCAUUGAUGGCAGUGUUGGCAUUUACAGCAGUGAUGGCAUUGAUGGCAGUGUUGGCAGUUACAGCAGUGUUGGCAUUUACAGCAGUAAUGGCAUUGAUGUCAGUGUUGGCAGUUACAGCAGUGUUGGCAUUUACAGCGAUGUUGGCAGUGUUGAGAUUUAAAUGGUUCAAUAAAAUCAACAUAACAGAACAUUGUUUCAGAUACACCACUAUUCCAAAAAAUUUGAGGUACAGCACUAUUCAACUUUGUUUCUAUUACCCCAAAAACUCAACUUUUAUCAUUUACCCCACAAUAUCAGAUACCCUACUAUUCAAAAUUGUCUCCGGCACACCACUAUUCAAAUUUGAAAACAAUAUCAGAUACCCUACUAUUCAAAAUUAUCUCCGGCACACCACUAUUCAAAUUUGAAAACAAUAUCAGAUACCCGACUGUUAAACAUCUAUUAACAAAAAUUCAUCUCAAUGUUACAGAGAACUGAAUAAGCACUUGCACCUCAUGGAACCUGACUAUUUAAUGCAUUGAUUUCCCUAGCUAACUCAGACAACUAUGCCUACCUGAUGCCUGUGUUGAGAGCUUUGAUUGAGAAAGGUCAAGAACUCUUGACCACCAGCAUUCAUCUCCCUCAUCUUCCCAAGUCAUCCAUGAGUCCCACAUUUUUUGAUGACUUCAAGACAUAUGUGUACAGUGAUGAAUGGCAGACAUUCAUAAAGAGCUAUGUGAGUAUGUGCACAAUUGGAAGACAUUCAUAGAGAGUGUGUCCAGUGAUGAAUUGUAGACAUAUGUGGAAUAUGUGUACAUUGGUAGACAUUCAUAGAAAGUAUGUGUACAGUGAUGAAUGGUUUACAUUUGUAGAAUAUUUUUUUACAGUGAUGAAAAGCGUCAUAUAAUUGUUGUCGUGGUUCUUGUAGGUUGGACCCCAAAUGACCCACUUCAUUGAGAUGAACUUUGAGGAGAGUGCCCAGACCAUGAUGCACUUCUGGUCAGACUGUCAUGAGGAGAUGAUGAUGAACCAUCACAAACACAACAGAGAGAUUGGGGAGAGCAGGCUCAGAUUUAAGGUAAGUUGGUUAGGUAAACACUAGCCCAGUUUUUGCUCAAUCAUUUUUUGCCCCAUCGCCCGAGCUGAGCACCUAAAACAAAAACAUAAACACCCUUCCUUUUGCUCUGACACACUUUAAUUUGUUUACCAGUCCAAAUAAAACUGUGCCAUGGAUUUGUCUACCUCCUUGCACAAUGUCUGCUCAUGUAUUCGGGCCAUGCAUACUAACAGCUAAUCACAGACUUGAAUUAUUCAUCACUUCAUAAUCACUAUUGACUCCAUGGGCAAGAUGAAGCAAAGUUGUGGGCCGGAUGUGGCCCGCUGGACGUAGUUUGCCAAGCCACGGUUGUAGAAUAAAACUUACAGCAAGUGCCAUGUGUUUGGAAAUCAAGCCAUUACAAAUAAAGGCAGGGAUUAGGCAGGGAGUAACUUUUAAAAGUUUACUGUCUGCCCCCCCCCCUCCCCCAAAGACCCUCCCAUUUUUUUCUCUUUAUAGAAUAAAACUUAAAGCAAGUGCCAUGUGUUUGGAAAUCAAGCCAUUACAAAUAAAGGCAGGGAUUAGGCAGGGAGUAACUUUUAAAAGUUUACUGUCUGCCCCCCCCCCCUCCCCCAAAGACCCUCCCAUUUUUUUCUCUUUUUUAAUUGGUUCUUUCUCAGCGAUUAAAUAAUAUGCUUCCCUCCCCCCACCCCCCUUUUUUUGUCCCCCAAGCCUAUACCCUCACACAGGGAGACAUUGCUUUAGCGGAUGAUCAUUAUUAUGUCAAAUAAUGAUAUUUAUUGGAAACCAAACAAACGUUGAUUGACAAAACAACUGCAAAUAUCAACUGCAAAUAUCAACUUCAAAUAUCAACUGCAAAUAUCAACUGCAAAUAUCAACUGCAAAUAUCAACUGCAAAUAUCAACUGCAAAUAUCAACUGCAAAUCCGACAUCAAUCAGACACGUGGGCCAAAAUAACAAAUUGCAAUAGGAACAUGGGACAGAUUUGUUUUUUUCCCUUGGCUUCAAUUGUUGCCACCACAGGUUGGAUGUGGGAAUGGAACAAAUGUUGCCAUCACUGGUUUGGAUGUGGGAAUGGAACAAAUGUUGCCACCGCUGGUUGGAUGUGGGAAUGGAACAGUUGUUGCCACCACUGGUUGGAUGUGGGUAUGGAACAAAUGUUGCCACCACUGGUCGGAUGUUGGAAUGGAACAAAUGUUGCCACCACUGGUUGGAUGUGGGAAUGGAACAGUUGUUUCCACCACUGGUUGGAUGUGGGAAUGGAACAAAUGUUGCCACCACUGGUUGGAUGUGGGAAUGGAACAGUUGUUGCCACCACUGGUUGGAUGUGGGAAUGGAACAGUUGUUGUUACCACUGGUUGGAUGUGGGAAUGGAACAGUUGUUGCCACCACUGGUUGGAUGUGGGUAUGGAACAAAUGUUGCCACCAGUGGUUGGAUGUGGGAAUGGAAUAUAUGUUGCCACCACUGGUUGGAUUUGGGAAUGGAACAGUUGUUGCCACCACUUUUUGGAUGUGGGAAUGGAACAGUUGUUGCCACCACUGGUUGGAUGUGGGAAUGGAACAGUUGUUGCCACCACUGGUUGGAUGUGGGAAUGGAACAAAUGUUGCCACCACUGGUUGGAUGUGGGAAUGGAGCAAAUGUUGCCACCACUGGUUGGAUAUGGGAAUGGAACAGUUGUUGCCACCACUGGUUGGAUGUGGGAAUGGAACAAAUGUUGCCACCACUGGUUGGAUGUGGGAAUGGAACAAAUGUUGCCACCACUGGUUGGAUGUGGGAAUGGAACAAUUGUUGCCACCACUGGUUGGAUGUGGAAAUGGAACAAUUGUUGCCACCACUGGUUGGAUGUGGGAAUGGAACAGUUGUUGCCUCCACUGGUUGGAUGUGGGAAUGGAACAAAUGUUGCCACCACUGGUUUGAUGUGGGAAUGGAACAAUUGUAGCACUGGUUGGAUGUGGGAAUGGAACAAUUGUUGCAACCACUGGUUUGAUUUGGAAAUGGUACAAUUUUUGCCACCACUGGUUGGAUGUGGGAAUGGAACAAAUGUUGCCACCACUGGUUGGAUGUGGGAAUGAAAGCAUUGUUGCCACCACUGGUUGGAUGUGGGAAUGGAACAAAUGUUGCCACCACUGGUUGGAUGUGGGAAUGAAAGCAUUGUUGCCACCACUGGUUGGAUGUUGGAAUGGAACAAAUGUUGCCACCACUGGUUGGAUGUGGGAAUGAAAGCAUUGUUGCCACCACUGGUUGGAUGUUGGAAUGGAACAAUGGCACUGCUAUUUUAAGUUGAUGACUUUUAAAGCACUGAAUGAGUAUUCAAGGUUUAUUUUUGUUUAAAAUAUUAAGUAAAGAAUCGAUGCUAUCUGUGGUCAUAUGAUGCAUAUGUUUAACCACAGAACCAGAUAGAGACUGAGUAUCGUAAGAAAGUAGACCACGAGAACAGAAGGUUCCAGAACGUGAUGGCACAGCAAAAGAAUCAGCACCUGUUUUCACUGAGACAGUGGAGGGCCACCAAGAGAUUCUUCAAUGGCGAAAGAGGGGCUUGGAAGGACAAGUAAGUCACUUAGUCUAGUCAGGUGACUCACAUUGUUUGAAUGGUCUCAGUCAGGGUCUGCCACCUUUUUGGACUGAGGAGCCACUUUUAUAAAGUAUAUCUGCUGAGCCAAUAUUUUUGGGACUGCUGGUCUUGGUUAAAUAUUUAAAUGUUAAGUUGCCCUUGAUAUAGAUCUUUUUCUUGGUGAGGUAACUUUAUAUUCUAACUCUAGCUUAUAAAACAUUUGUUGCGCGUCCCUGUUAUUUCCAGACAUCAACAAGUGGUCCACUGGAAACUGUCAAACCAAGAAAACUUCCAGCGCAUGAAAGUAAAACUGACCCAGAACUACAAUUUUGAUAGUCACAUCAAUGCCAGCCACCUCAGGGACAAUGUGGGUAUGUAUAGCACAGGGGCCCCCAGCCACCCCAGGGACAAUGUGGGUAUGUAUAGCACAGGGGACCCCAGCGACCUCAGGGACAAUGUGGGUAUGUAUAGCACAGGGCCCCCCAGCCACCUCAGGGACAGUGUGGGUAUGUAUAGCACAGGGACCCCCAGCCACCUCAGGGACAAUGUGGGUAUGUAUAGCACAGGGGACCCCAGCCACCUCAGGGACAAUGUGGGUAUGUAUAGCACAGGGGACCCCAGCCACCCCAGGGACAAUGGGGGUAUGUAUAGCACAGGGGCCCCCAGCCACCCCAGGGACAAUGUGGGUAUGUAUAGCACAGGAGACCCCAGCCACCCCAGGGACAAUGUGGGUAUGUAUAACUCAGGGGCCCCCAGCCAACUCAGGGACAAUGUGGGACCAGCCACCCCAGGGACAAUGAGGGUAUGACGAGCACAGGCGACCCCAGCCACCUCAGGGACAAUGUGGGUAUGUAUAGCACAGGCGACCCCAGCCACCCCAGGGACAAUGUGGGUAUGUAUAACUCAGGGGCCCCCAGCCAACUCAGGGACAAUGUGGGUGUGUAUCUCACAGGGGCACCCUGCCAUAUUGGGAUUAUGUGGGUAUGUAUUUCACAGGGGCCCCCAGCCAACUUAGGGACAAUGUGAGUGUGUACAACACAUGGGCCCUCAGCCAACUCGGGGAAAAUGUGAGUGUGUAUAACACAGGGGACCCCAGCCAACUCAGGGACACUGUGGGUAUGUUUAAUAAGGGAACCCAGCCAACUCAGGGACAAUGUUGGUACGUAUAACUCAGGGGCCCCCAACCAACUCGUGGAAAAUGUGAGUAUGGAUAACACAGGGGCCCCCAGCCAACUCAGGGACAAUGUAUGUAUAACACAGGGGACCCCAGCCAACUCAGGGACAAUGUAUGUAUAGCACAGGGGACCCCAGCCAACUCAGGGACAAUGUAUGUAUAACACAGGGGACCCCAGCCAACUCAGGGACAAUGUAUUUAUAACACAGGGUUCCCAUACAUCAGGGACAAUAUUUGUAUAGAAGGGUUCCCAUACUUCAGGGACAAUGUAUGUAUAACACAGGGUUCCCAUACUUCAGGGACAAUGUAUGUAUAACACAGGGUUCCCAUACUUCAGGGACAAUGUAUGUAUAACACAGGUCCCAUACUUCAGGGACAAUGCAUGUAUAACACAGGGUUCACAUGCUUCAGGGACAAUGUAUGUAUAACACGGGGUUCCCAUACUUCAGGGACAAUGCAUGUAUAACAGGGUUCACAUGCUUCAGGGACAAUUUGGGUAUUCACUUUGUGAUAGGGAUCCCCCGUCACUUCAUGGACAAUGUGGGUAUGUACUCUAACACAGGGGCCUCGGGUUAUUUCGGGGAUAAUGUGGGUUUCUAAUAUUGGGAUUCCCAGUCAUCUCAGGGAAAAUUUUGAUAUUUUUAGGAGCAAUUGAUACUGGGACAUCACUCCGCUUAGAAGAACUCAAGGGAGUUAAAGAAGCUUUGGUAUCAAAAGAAAACAUUGCAGAUGACACACUUGGAGAUGAAGAGUGGAGCGCCAUCUCAGCCUCAAGGUAAGACCUUGACCCUAGUAUCAAUAGUUUCUAUUCUUCCUCCCCCCCCAAAAAAAACCAACAGAACAGCACUUUAUUUCAAACAAGCUCUGCAUUUUAAGACUAUAUUAUAUGUAGCUUUAACUUACAUGUAGUCAAACAAUGGUGUAAACUAGAAGUACUCAGCCAUCACGUCAACCUGUAAGGUUUGCUGUACAUUGUACAAGAGUUAAUUGUGUUUAGAGUUGUACAGCCGUACAUGAUUCUCACAGUUUUUCAAUGGAUUUGGACAAAUAAAAUUUUGCACACAACAGUGAAGACACAGGAUUAAAAUCUUAACAGGCAGUGCAAUAAAUGGUCAACAGAAUGGUGAAAUCCUAUUGGUCUGUUCAAAAUGACCUCUGACCCCAAAGUUCUAAGAUUGGUAGGCCAUCCAUAUUUAGAAACUGUGCAGUUUCGUUGAGCAUCAUUGAGACCAAUGGGCAAUAGAACUGACCAUUCGUUAAUAGUAUGACAGCCUUGUUUGGCAGUCACUACUUUGAGUAGUUAACCAUGGCCACACAUCAGUUUGUGGGAUCCUAUUUAUUACUUCACAUCCUCAAAGUGCAUAUGGUAAAAAAAAAAAAAAAAACUAUCCACAGGGCUUUUCCCCAUGGUGCAGUGAAACUACAGCUAUAAAUUGAUGGUAGACUUAAUAGAUUUGUAUAGACGGACAAAACAUAUUUUCCUUUCAUUAAUUUAAAACUGGAAUCUGUUGUGUUACUACAGCUAGCAUAAUUAACUGAAGAAUAUGUCUAAUUACAUCUAAACUGCUAUCAAACUCAUCAUCAAGGUCAAUUUAUAUAAAAGUUGCUACUGAUCAGUGUAAAAAAAAACAGAAUCUGAUGAAAAUUGGACUUUAUUCAUCUAUAAUUAUGCUAAAAAGUGCACAGCGAAGGUAAAAUUAAUUUUUAAAAGUAGGCCUAUCCAGAAGGCCAAGUUUGCAUGCAUUCAAAACAUGGAUAACGUACGGAUGAAAAUGUUACUUUUUAAAAAAUCUAUUUUUGUUUAUUACGGUUUUUCAUGGUGUUCUCCAAUUUGUGGAUGACUUUUUACGCAGUUUUAUGGGGAUUUUUGUACAGUAGUUGUGGUACUUUUGUAAAGUUUUUUGUUUUAAAAAUCCCAACAGGUUGGCAUGAUUGGCUCAGGCCAAUGUCUCGUUUUCAUUUUAGUUGAUACUUGUAUUGGCCUUUUCAUGUGCCAUGAAUUAGUGUUCUAAUAUCACAUCGUAAUUUGGAAAUAUUUCAAGAAAUUCAUCACAAUAAAUUUAAAGCCUAGAAGAUAAAGAAGAUGUCUAGUCCUUGUAUUUGUUAAAUCUGUAUGUUUAAGACUUCACCAGCGCAUGGCCUCUACCUUGUUGCCCCUUUUAUUUCUAGUGCAAACAUUGAAGAAUACACAGGGCGAGAAAAGCUGGUCGUCUCUGCUGACUGUGAACUUAUCACGGUGACGGAUGAUAUUAAAGGAAGGCUUGAGGUCACCACGACCCAUGUAUAUUUCUUCGACUGCAGCCCCCACAAGGAAGAGGGUGAGAAUAACGAUCUCAUCAUCUUUUUGCCAAGUAUCUAAUUGCAGAUUUUAAAUGAAAUUACUUUUUUUUUUUUUUAGAUCAUUUUUUAAAAACAAAAUUUGACCUUUGGUUCAAUCUGUUUGGAUGGACAACCUUGACGCCUGUUAAAUCACCUUUCAUUACAUCCUAGUGUGCUGUCCUAAAGCACAUAACAUCUACCAGCUUGGAAUCUUGCUGGCUCUGUUAAAUCCAUGAUAUAUGUAUUUUUUACACACUGUGUCCGGAUAAAAAUGGAACCCUUUUUAAAAUGGUGGACACUAAUGGUAAAUAUCUAUCAAUUUUUUAAAUUCCAAAACUCAUUUUAAUUCUAAAGUAAUCUUAUAGCUUUUUAAGGACCAUUUUUUUUUUUUUUUUGGAUUGGGGGGGGGGGGAUGGGGAAUAUCCAGACUUACAAAAUAUAAAAUAUUUGGUAAUUAGUGCGAUUUCAUUCAGUCUAUCACCUUCCCCCAGAACACUGUCACUUAGCCAUAAUACUCUCACCUUUCCAGAAUACUGUCACUUAGCCAUAAUACUGUCACGUUUCCAGAAUACUGUCACUUAGCCAUAAUACUUUCACGUUUCCAGAAACUGUCACUUAGCCAUAAUACUGUCAGGUAGCCAGAAUACUGUCUCGUAGCCAGAAUACUGUCACGUAGCUAGAAUACUGUCACGUAGACAGAAUACUGUCACGUAGACAGAAUACUGUCAAGUAGACAGAAUACUGUCAGGUAGUCAGAAUAUCGUCAGGUAGCCANCCCAAUAAAAAUAAAAUAGAAAAAAAAUUAUUUUUAAAAAAAUAGACUAGUUCACAACUACAACAAAAAAGUGAAUAAAAGUAAAAUGUUAAGAAAAAAAAGUAAUAAAAAUACACUUUUAAUAUUAACUUAUAAACAUAUUUCCAAUUUAUAACUACAAAGGCUUACUCUAAACAGAAAAGAGAUUAUAGGGUUUACAAAAAUGUAUCCACAUUACCCCAUUAAAUUAUGAACAAAUUUCAAAUCAAUAUAACACUUUAAAGACUAUUUGAAUAUUUACAAAGACUUUGUCUAACUUCAAGCAGAAACGAGAUUAAAAAGUUAAACUAUAAAUACACUUUUAAUUUAUUUACAUAUUUUUUUACAAACAAAUCCAAAUCUUAUAUCCUAGCCUCUAUAUCUUCCCGUGGAGAUGUCAAAUGUUCCUCAAGUGUCAUUAUUGGCAUAGGUUCUGGCUGAAUAAUUUCUUGUGAAACCGAAACACCAGACAAGUCAACAUUUUCUUCAUCUAGCCAUUCUGCACUUAGCAUCUCCCCAUGAGCAAUAAUUGCCAUGAGCUCUCUCUGUCUUUUGGCAGCCACUCGCAUUGGAUGAAUUCUUUGCUGUUGGGGUGCAUGUAGUAUGUGACUGGACCCAGGCAUACAUUGUUGGUGCUGUUGAACGUGCUUCUUUAACAUGGCUUGCGAAGCAACAUAAAGGUGACAGAUUUUACAGAUCCGUUCAAACAAUAGCAACUGAAUAGAUGGACAAUAUAUAUCAUAUGGAAGAAUUUUGAAUGCUUUUGCCAAUCGAGGUAGUAUGUUUUCAACUUUCACAGACUGAUUGAAGAAAAGAGAUGGAAAUCUAUGUGAGAUUAUAUCAGAUACAUCUGGUAAGGUCCUCAUUAGUUUGGCAGACUGGAAUUGGUGGCGGGAUAAAUCUAUCAGCAAUAAUAUCAAAGUACGAGCUUCUAAUUGGUUGGCAACAAGUUAAAUCACAACAUUUGACAAUUUGUAGAAAGUACUGACUUGUUCUUACAUGGUUUUGGCACCAAACUUGAUCUUUGGUUAUUAAAUUUUCAACUUCAAGCUCAGACUUUUCAGGCACAAUAUACUCUGCCACUGUUGGAAAAUUGUCUAUGCUUAAUUGCUUCCAUAUUUCUGUCAAUGUUUCGCCAGCAUAUUUAAAGUUUAAUUUUUCCAACUCUUCAUCAAUUGUUCGACCUUGUGUGUCAAGAUGGCUUCAAAAAUGUUUAUGUGGCAAAGUUAGUCCCGACAGUUCUCGACUAAGAGGAGCCAUUCGCCUUUCUACUCGAUUAAACGCACUUCUACCAGGCGCAUUCGUUGCUACAAACAUUGCAUCAAUGUUCUGCUUUACAAAAUGAUGGAUGGCCACAUCAAUAACUUUUUGAUACCUUGAAUUUUCAUCAGGUCCACCACCACCCACAGACAUAAUAAGAAUCGGUUUGAUCAACUUGUUGCUUUGAUCCUUUGUAACAAUGUCAAACUCUUCCAAUUCAAGUAGCCUUUCACAGUCCAGUCCAUGGCUAUAAGCUGAUGAUGAGCAAUGCUUGCCUGAUCUGAUGGCUGUGUAAGUUGGGCCUGAAUAUGUUAUAUCUUCGGGUUCCCCUAAACCGUCUUUUUGGAUUUCAAUGCCAGCAUAAACAGAUGGUAUGAGUUUGUGUCUAGAUGCUACUACCCAGUCGUGAUCAGGCAAUGUAACACGAUAUUCCACAUGCAUUUAAAGUGGAGCUUUGCUUGUUAGCUGCUGUCAAUCCAAUGGGGGACUCUGGCUUUGUCAUCCUGACUGAUGAAGCAUACUUAUUUAGGUCCUAACAAAGAAGCCACUUCCUCAAGGUGAUUCAAAGUAGCUGUACAAAAUCUACCAUCAAUGUGUUUUGAGUGUAAAUCAUUUUGCGCUCUGGUACAAUUGUUACAUGGCGUUUGCCUUCCGAUGAUAAACUUCGUUUUGGCAAGAGCCGAGUAUAAACAGCACUUCUCCUUAUUUUAAAACCUUGCAUCUUUAAUUUUUCUGUCAAAUCAUUAAGAUUUCUAACACUACGAUAAACAUCACUCUGUCUUUUGUCAUGAGCAGCAGACCCGUACAACGCAAUGUCAACAAUGGUUUUUAAAAGGAGCGGCUGAUCUUUUUCAAUUGUUGGUCGACCAGUUUUCUGUCGGAUCUUCAAUUGACUGCUGACGUCAGGAUUUUCAGCGCAAAUUUGAGUUUAAGUUUCUUUUUUCGGUAUAUCUUCUGCUUUUCUUGUUCAUAUUUCUUUCUUUUCAGUUUUUUUUCUAGCUCAUCAACCUUAAAUUUUUUUCUCUAUUAGUUCCUUUUCCUGAUCUGAACUUACAACACCACUUUCUUUUCGUUUAUACAAGCCAAUCAAAUCACUCUUGAGGAUGCUUAUCUGACUCUGUAAUCAUUCUUUUCGUUUAUACAAGCCAAUCAAAUCACUCUUGAGGAUGCUUAUCUGACUCUGUAAUCAUUCUUUUCGUUUAUACAAGCCAAUCAAAUCACUCUUGAGGAUGCUUAUCUGACUCUGUAAUCAUUCUUUUCGUUUAUACAAGCCAAUCAAAUCACUCUUGAGGAUGCUUAUCUGACUCUGUAAUCAUUCUUUUCGUUUAUACAAGCCAAUCAAAUCACUCUUGAGGAUGCUUAUCUGACUCUGUAAUUCAUCUUGUACUUUUGCUUUCUAUUUGACAGAUUUUUCAUCCCAAGUAGUAAACUGGAUGGACCAGCUUCUACAUCGAUUUCUAUGUGGUCUUGUUGAAUGGUUUGUGUUGGAUGUUUCACAACUUCUUCUUCAAUUUUUACAUUUGUGGCUGAUUUUUUUAGGAAGGGCAUCUCCACUCUUCAUUGACUGGGCUGCCCAGAAGCUCAUUUGUGUUGCCUUAUUUUUCUGUGCUAAGGCGGCAUAACUAUUCAAUAACUAAUCUACUUUUGUUGGCAAAUCGUCCUCUUUUUUCAAUUUAAUCCGAAUUUCAGUUACCUCUCUUUGACAGUCUUGCUUACGCUUGUUGGGAAAUGCCUUGACAUUUGCUUCAUACGACAACUUGUGAAAGUUUGGUUUCUCCAUUGUAAAUCAAAAAAAAAAAAAAAAAGAAAUGAUUUAAAAAUUUUUUUAAUUAAAUUUUUAAUAAUUUUUUUAUUAAAAAAAAAAAAAAAAAACAAAGGUCUAUUUAACAAUAUUUCAUAAUUCUGAACGUUCCAGACAUGUAAUUUAUUUGUAAGAUUUCACAUAAGUCCCAGAUAAUGUUCAAUAUUUAUCCUAAUUUAUGUACCGUGCAGAGUCACAUCCGUGAAUGGGGCAAUCAUCCUCACUUUAACUUUAGACCUCAUCCAAUUUCACAGUUAAAGCCAAUUAUUUCUAAUAGAGUCUAGUAUGACCAAUAAUGCAUUUUAUAAUUCAUAUAGACACUUACAUAAUAUAAUGUAGACUGUGCACUUACAUAAAUCAUUAUUUGCACAGCAGACCAACAAACAACAACUUCGAAAAAAUAAUGGUGUUACGAGUAACCAUCUCGUGUGUGCAUAUUUAGUUCUGUGUGGGGGGUCUUUUUAAAGCACGGCACGGUCUUUAAAAAGUAGGAAUAUAGUUAGUUUAAUUAAAAUACUGAAGGUUGGGCGAGUGUGUAACACGGGACUACAAACGCUGCCUAAUUUUCCUUUGUUAAGUAAUUAAAUUUAUUUUAAAAAGUAACAUUGUUGACGUCAACGUUUCUUGCCCCCCCCUCCCCCUUGUCCACAAUUGUCAAAAAUUUUCAGACCCUCCCUCCCCCCUAUUUUGUUGACAUAAUUGAUGGACAGUCCCUCAAGUGACAGUGUCAUUCUACAUUUAAAAUGUCUAUACAAAUAUUUCAAGUGACAUUCUACUUGUAAAAUGUCUAUACAAAUAUUUCAAGUGACAUUCUACUUGUAAAAUGUCUAUACAAAUACUUCAAGUGACAUUCUACUUGUAAAAUGUCUAUACAAAUACUUCAAGUGACAUUCUACUUGUAAAAUGUCUAUACAAAUACUUCAAGUGACAAUGACUACUUUAAAAAAAUGUCUACUCAGAAUCCUUUCUCAUUGAAUCAUGUGUUAGCAAAAAAAAAUAUUUUUAAUUGCUUUUUAAAAAAAAGUUAAUUCUUUGACUAAUUCUGUUUUGUGUUUUCAGGGGGUGAAGAUUUUAAGUGGUCUUUGUCUCGACUUCGGGAGAUUCACUUCCGUAGAUACAACCUGAGACGUAGCGCCCUGGAAGUAUUCCUCAUCGAUCAGACCAACUAUUUCAUCAACUUCCCUGAAAAGGUAGAGCCACCGUAGCAUUUGAUCUUUUCUAUUGAUAAACAUAAUUCAACCAAUGAAAAUUAGGGUCAUCAAACGAAGCUUAAUAAGUGGUUCCUAACAACUUGCCUAAGAUUGUAGUUUAUAAUUUAAGUUUAAGCCUACUGGGAGUGUGUCCUGAACACACAAGAAGCAGCUUGAAAAGGCUGAGUUGUGAAACUUGUUAGUCAAAAACCUUGUUGUAAAUGUUUCGGGGGUGGGGUGGGGGGUGGGUGGUGUUAGGGUGUCUUGGAAGUGAGACGUAAAGGGCAUUAACUCUCUGCAUUCUGACGUUUUUUUCACAUUUCUUAAAAAUCUUAAGGUGAUUUUUUUAAAAUAAUUAAUUAACUGAUCUGAAAUAGUUCUGAUCUGAUCAGUUAUAAUAUUAACUUGUUCAUCUUUGACUCAGCUAUCAUUAGAUAUUUUUUGUAUAUUUUAUUUUCUCAGUUAUAAAAAUAAUUAAAAUAUAAUUGGAGUAUUAUUAUUUUUCAUUUGAUGCACAAUUUUGACAAAAUUUUCACAGUAUGAAGGAAAAAAACUCCUUGUUAUAAAAGAUUUAAAAUUUAUUUAAAUAAAAUACUUCAUCAUCUAAUACAAUUCAUAGUCAAACAUGACAAACAUUCUAUAAAAAUUAAAAUAGUUGUCAAAAUUUUAGCAACACCUAUAUUUUGUACUUUUUUUUCUAAAAAAUUCACUAAAAAUGUUCUUUUAAUUAAAAUUAUGUUUUGUAUGUAAUAUAUUUUUAAAAAUGGGCCUCAUAACUUAUAUAUUUGUAUAUUAAAUAUAUUUCUUGAUAAUUCUUGAGUAAAAGAUAACUAAGUAAAAUUUGAUGAUUAUAUAAAUAACUAAAAAAAAAGCCAAUAUUGUUUUUUUUUUUAAAUAUUAAUGUGCCGGUAUUCCCUGAUGUUUGCAUCCCCCCAACCCGGAGAGUGGGGGGGUGGGUAUGCUGAUGUCCGCCGGCAUUUUUUUUACUAAUGUGUAAUGCCAAUGUAAAACUAAUUCAAUGAUAUUUAAUUAUUGUUAAAAGACUUUCCAAAAUCACUGCAGUGUUUUGUAUUGAUCAUCAUAAUGUUGUUUUGUGUUGACAAAUGCUUGAUAUCAUAAUGACAAUGCCUGGGACAACUUUAACUUCACCACUUCAUGAUCUAUGUAUGUGAUUCUCUUCCCGUAAUGUCUUUGUGGCGUAAUUAUAUGUUGGAGCUAACAAAAUAGAUACACCGGCUUCACAUUCAUUUUUACGCCACGUCCCGAGGGAUCACAUACAAUGUUAGAAUUAUUAUGCCUGCUCUCCCCCACCAUAUUCAACAUCUUCCUAGAGAGAAUUAUGUCAGAUGCUCUGGAAGCCCAUGAAGGGACAGUCAGAUUUGGUGGCAGAACAAUCACCAACCUACGCUUUGCGGACGACAUAGAUGGACUGGCUGGGAAUGAAGAAGAGCUAGCCAACCUUGUAAAGCGUCUCGAUAAGACCUCGUCGUCCUACGGCAUGCUAAUCAGUGCCAAAAAGACAAAACUGAUGACAAAUAAUACCGCAGGCAUCACCACUGAAAUUAAGGUCGGGGAGGAAAGAUUAGAGACUGUCGGCCCGUUCAAAUACCUAAGAGCAAUAGUCUCAGAAGAAGGCUCCAAGCCCGAACUGAUGUCCAGGAUUGCGCAGUCUACAACAGCACUAAAGAAGCUCAAGAAAAUAUGGAAUGACAAAAAUAUAGCCCCCAGCACCAAAAAUCACGCUGAUGCGCUCAUUAGUCCUCUCCAUUUUCCUGUAUGCCUGCGAAUCCUGGACAUUAACAGCCGAUCUUGAAAGUAAAAUAAAGCCGAUGGAGAUGAGAUGGUUCAGAAGCAUUUUUGGCAUCUGCUAUAGAGACCAUAUCUCCAAUGAAACAGUGAAAGAAAGGGUUCGCCAGGCAAUUGGGGAGUACGAUGAUCUACUGGUGACUGUGAAAAAAUGCAAACUACAAUGGUACGGCCACGUAACCAGGAAACAAGGGCUUGCCAAAGAAAUAUUGCAGGGCACCACAAGAGGAGGGAGAAGAAGAGGAAGACAAAGAAAAAGAUGGGAGGAUAACAUCAAAGAGUGGACAGGACUAACACUGGGCCAUGCAGUGCGUAGUGCUCAAGACAGAGAGGAAUGGAGGAGGAUGGUUCACAUGUCAUCUGUGGCGCCCCAACGGUCCAAGGACUAAGGGACAUGGGGAUGAGGAGGAGGACAACAUUAAAUCUACAAGUACUGGUUACGCCAAAAAAGUUAAAGACCCGCAAAGACCAUUUUUUUGCUACUUUUAAUCGCUGCGGUGUACGCAGGCCACAGAUAAUAAUUAAGCUAGGUACACCACCGCGGUGUACGCAGCCCAAAGUCAAUAGUUUCACUAGGUACACCGCCGCGGUUUACGUAGUGCCGGCCUAAUUAAAAUUAAGCUUACUUGUUUGUGUUAGCAUUAAUCGGUACUUUUAUAUGCAAAUCGGGAUAAAUUUCAUGAUUAGAGUCUCCAUUUGGAUACAUUACUUUAGAAAAACAAAUAACUCCUUGAGGGUAAUUAAAAUCAUUUGACCAUAUUAAUACUAGUAAUACAUUUUUUUUAUGACACUAAUAUUAUUUUAUUUUUUUUGGAAAUCGGUGAAGCUUUCAAGGGAUGCUCCGCGCUGAAUAAGUUUCCAAAAAUAUUUUUUUUAACUAGUAAUUUCAAAUUUUGAAUAAUUUUAAUAUUUUUACAAAUACUUAAACCAAUGACACAAGUUAUUAUAAUAUAAUAAAUAAUUUUUUAAAAUAAAAAAUUUAAGUUAAAAAAUAAAUAACCCACCCACAAAAUCUAUGGUACAUAUAAGUACCAUUUCUCUAUAGUCGGACUGCAGAGAGUUAAGAUGAAAUUUUAAGUCCCAAACUCAUAAUUUUGUCUGCACUCUCCUCAGACCUUGCGUAACAAGAUUUACAGUCACAUAUUGAGUUUGCGACCUUUGAACCUCAUCUACAAAGGUCAGAGGUCACCCGGAGACCUGCUCAGGGCUUCUGGUCUAACUCAGGUAAUCAAGGGCAGUUAUUGUGUUUAUAUACUUAUAGGAAUUAUGUACAAUGGAAUUCUUUGCCACUACACAUCCGCAACAUACCAACCACCCAGACCUUCAAAACUGCACUCAAAACAUAUCUUUUUAAAUUAUACUACCCUGACUGAUUCCCCUCCUCUGACCGAUAAACGAUCUUGCUGGCUGCCGUCCAUGGUUUGCCAUGUAAAAGUUCUGGGGUGGGUGAAUAUACAUUUGUUUUUUUUGUUUUGGUUACAAGCUGUUCUUUAUUUCAUAAAUGUAUUUUAUUUUAAUGUCAUGAUUAUGUCUCUUUUGCUAAUAUUUUGAUGUACAGCGCGGUGAGCCCAGCUCUAAGCUGGGGUACCGCGCUAUAUAAGACCACAAAUUAUUAUGACUACUAUUACACAGCAGCAUAUAAAUCUUUGCUACUUGCAUAAAAAAUAUUUAACGCACUCCCACAAUGUCCUUAGAAAUGGGUGAACAGAGAGAUCUCAAACUUUGAGUACCUGAUGCAGCUCAACACGAUAGCAGGCCGCACCUACAAUGACCUGAGCCAGUACCAUGUGGUGAGUAGUAUUGCUGACUUUAGCCUGGCCUGGCCUCUGAUGGGGGCAUGUUUCAAGCUCCUCCUUUUUAACCUGAGAAGAAUUUCUGUUUCAACGGGCCCACAUUACAACCGCCAGCCGUCCCACAUUACAACCGCCGGCCAAACCUGAAACUGAAUUUACGUUAGAUCAUAGAAUUUCCACAAAAAUUUAAUAAAUUUCAUUCUAUCAUAAUGUUAAGACUCCUUAUCAAAAGAAUAACAUUUUGUUUAGAAAAGAAUAGAAUUUACAUUGAUCUAUGUUUUGUUUCUUCAGUUUCCAUGGAUACUGAUGGAUUAUACAUCCAAGUUUUUGGACCUUGAAAACCCCAAUACCUUUCGGGACCUGUCCAAACCCAUCGGAGCAGUCAAUUCACGCAAUGAGGAGGAAGUACGUGAAAAGUAAGUCGGUAAACAUGGAAACCAUUCCCUUUAGAUUAUGUCAGAAAAGUAAGUUAAUAUCAAGGGUAAUCAGCCCACAUAAAUUAUGUCAGAAAAGUGAGUUAAUAUCAAGGGUAAUCAGCCCACAUAGAUUAUGUCAGAAAAGUAAGAUAAUAUCAAGGCUAAUCAGCCCACAUAGAUUAUGUCAGAAAAGUAAGUUAAUAUCAAGGGUAAUCAGCCCACAUAGAUAAUGUCAGAAAAGUAAGUUAAUAUCAAGGGUAAUCAGCCCACAUAGAUUAUGUCAGAAAAGUAAGUUAAUAUCAAGGGUAAUCAGCCCACAUAGAUUAUGUCAGAAAAGUAAGUUAAUAUCAAGGGUAAUCAGCCCACAUAGAUUAUGUCAAAAAAGUAAGUUAAUAUCAAGGGUAAUCAGCCCACAUAAGAUUAUUGUUACAAAAGUAAGUUUAUGUAAAUGGUAACCAGACCUUAAAGACUGUUAGAUGACGCCAUUGUAUUGGACCCACUUUGUAAUAUCUGGAUUGAACAACCACUCUGACAACAACCUAUAUAUCCUAAAUUCACACUGCAGAACUUUUACCCAAAUUAAUGAUAUCCUCUUUUAUCACUUCUUUCAUAAGGUUAAUUUUAGUUUUCAUAUUAAACAAAUUCACUUUUUCUCUUCCUUCCUAAGGUUAAUUUUGUUUUUCAUAUUAACCAUAUUCAAUUUUUUGGCUUAUUUCAUAAGGUUAAUUUUUUAAAAUAAAACCUAUAUUUAUUGAUUAUAAUAUGUUUGACAGUAUUUCUUGUUUACCUUAGUAUCCGAAUGCCAGCAUACCCAAAAAUUGUGUCAACAGAGUGAUUUGAGAUAUUGAGAAAGGAUUUUAAUGACUUAAAAUAUUCACCAGGAACAGCCAGAAUUGUAUAAAAAUCAUGCCUUAAAAAAGUUCUUUCUUAAGCAUCAUACAGUAUCAAAUACUAGACUAGAUGACUUAUCCUUUCCCAACAGAUACGACACCUUUGAGGACCCAUCUGGGAUUAUAGAAAAGUUUCACUAUGGCACCCACUACAGCAAUGCUGCCAGCGUCAUGCACUAUUUGGUCAGGGUCGAGCCGUUUACAACUCUGCACAUAGAGCUUCAGAGUGGCAAGUAAGUGCAUUGAGACAUAGAGACACAGGUGGAUGCUGGUGGAUCUGGUGGAAGGGAAGGGGGGUUACAACACUGCACAUAGAGCUUCAGAGUGGCAAUUGAGUGCAUAGAGAUAUAGAGACAAUGGUGGAUGCUGGUGGAAGGGAGGGGGGCUGUUACAAUACUGCACAUAGAGUUUCAGAGUGGCAAAUGAGUGGAUGGAGAUAUAGAGACAUUGGUGGAUGCUGGUGGAAGAGGGGGUUACAAUACUGCACAUAGAGUUUCAGAGUGGCAAAUGAGUGGAUGGAGAUAUAGAGACAUUGGUGGAUGCUGGUGGAAGAGGGGGUUACAAUACUGCAUAUAGAGUUUCAGAGUUGCAAAUGAGUGCAUAGAGAUAUAGAGACACUAGUGGAUUCUGGUGGAAGGGAGAGGGGGGGUUACAACACUGCAAAUAGAGCUUCAGAGUGGCAAGUGAGUGCAUAGAGACAUAGAGAAACUGGUGGGUGCUGGUGGAUGCUUUUGGAAGGGAGGGGGGUACAAUACUGCACAUAGAGCUUCAGAGUGGCAAGUGAGUGCAUAGAGACAUAGAGAAACUGGUGGGUGCUGGUGGAUGCUGGUGGAAGGGAGGGGGGUACAAUACUGCACAUAGAGCUUCAGAGUGGCAAGUGAGUUCAUAGAGACAUAGAGAAACUGGUGGAUGCUGGUGGAAGGGGGGGUUACAAUACUGCACAUAGAGUUUCAGAGUUGCAAAUGAGUGGAUGGAGAUAUAGAGACAUUGGUGGAUGCUGGUGGAAGAGGGGUUUACAAUACUGCACAUAGAGUUUCAGAGUGGCAAAUGAGUGCAUAGAAAUAUAGAGACACUAGUGGAUUCUGGUGGAAGGGAGAGGGGGGGGGUUACAACACUGCACAUAGAGCUUCAGAGUGGCAAGUGAGUGCAUAGAGACAUAUAGACACUUGUGGAUGCUGGUGGAAGGGAGGUGGUUACAAUACUGCACAUAGAGCUUUAAAAUGGCAAGUGAGUGCAAAGAGAUAUAGAGACACUGGUGGAUGCUGGUGGAAGGGGGGUUACAAUACUGCACAUAGAGUUUCAGAGUGGCAAUUGAGUGGAUAGAGAUAUAGAGACACUGGUGGAUGAUGGUGGAUGCAGGUGGAAGGGAGGGGGGUUACAAUACUGCACAUAGAGCUUUAAAAUGGCACGUGAGUGCAAAGAGAUAUAGAGACACUGGUGGAUGCUGGUGGAAGGGGGGUUACAAUACUGCACAUAGAGUUUCAGAGUUGCAAAUGAGUGGAUGGAGAUAUAGAGACAUUGGUGGAUGCUGGUGGAAGAGGGGGUUACAAUACUGCACAUAGUUUCAGAGUGGCAAAUGAGUGGAUGGAGAUAUAGAGACAUUGGUGGAUGCUGGUGGAAGGGAGGGGGUUACAAUACUGCACAUAGAGCUUUAAAAUGGCAAGUGAGUGCAAAGAGAUAUAGAGACACUGGUGGAUGCUGGUGGAAGGGGGGUUACAAUACUGCACAUAGAGUUUCAGAGUUGCAAAUGAGUGGAUGGAGAUAUAGAGACAUUGGUGGAUGCUGGUGGAAGGGAGGGGGUUACAAUACUGCACAUAGAGCUUUAAAAUGGCAAGUGAGUGCAAAGAGAUAUAGAGACACUGGUGGAUGCUGGUGGAAGGGGGGUUACAAUACUGCACAUAGAGUUUCAGAGUUGCAAAUGAGUGGAUGGAGAUAUAGAGACAUUGGUGGAUGCUGGUGGAAGAGGGGGUUACAAUACUGCACAUAGUUUCAGAGUGGCAAAUGAGUGGAUGGAGAUAUAGAGACAUUGGUGGAUGCUGGUGGAAGAGGGGGUUACAAUACUGCACAUAUAGUUUCAGAGUGGCAAAUGAGUGGAUGGAGAUAUAGAGACAUUGGUGGUUGCUGGUGGAAGAGGGUGUUACAAUACUGCACAUAGAGUUUCAGAGUGGCAAAUGAGUGCAAAGAGACAUAGAGACACUGGUGGUUGCUGGUGGAUGCUGGUGGAAGGGAGUGGGGAUGUUACAAUACUGCACAUAGAGCUUUAGAGUGGCAAAUGAGUGGAUGGAGAUAUAGAGACACUGGUGGAUUCUGGUGGAAGGGAGGGGGUUACAAUACUGCACAUAGAGUUUCAGAAUGGCAAGUGAGUGCAUAGAGACAUAGAGACACUUGUGGAUGCUGGUAUGAAAAGGGGGGUACAACACUGCACAUAGAGUUUCAGAGUGGCAAGUGAGUGCAUAGAGAUAUAGAGACACUGGUGGAUGCUGGUGGAAGAGGGGGUUACAAUACUGAACAUAGAGUUUCAGAGUGGCAAAUGAGUGGAUGGAGAUAUAGAGACAUUGGUGGAUGCUGGUGGAAGAGGGGGUUACAAUACUGCAUAUAGAGUUUCAGAGUUGCAAAUGAGUGCAUAGAGAUAUAGAGACACUAGUGGAUUCUGGUGGAAGGGAGAGGGGGGGUUACAACACUGCAAAUAGAGCUUCAGAGUGGCAAGUGAGUGCAUAGAGACAUAGAGAAACUGGUGGGUGCUGGUGGAUGCUUUUGGAAGGGAGAGGGGUACAAUACUGCACAUAGAGCUUCAGAGUGGCAAGUGAGUGCAUAGAGACAUAGAGAAACUGGUGGGUGCUGGUGGAUGCUGGUGGAAGGGAGGGGGGUACAAUACUGCACAUAUAGCUUCAGAGUGGCAAGUGAGUUCAUAGAGACAUAGAGAAACUGGUGGAUGCUGGUGGAAGGGGGGAUUACAGUACUGCACAUAGAGCUUCAGAGUGGCAAAUGAGUGGAUGGAGACAUAGAGACAUUGGUGGAUGCUGGUGGAAGGGAGGGGGGUUACAAUAGUGCACAUAGAGUUUCAGAGUGGCAAGUGAGUGGAUAGAGAUAUAGAGACAUUGGUGGAUGCUGGUGGAAGAGGGGGUUAUAAUACUGCACAUAGAGUUUCACAGUGAGUGACAUUGCAUCUGUGUAAAUUUUUGAAAUCCAAUGGGCUAUUACUAGAGCUGUGCAUGAAAAUAUUGAAAGGAAAUCAAAUAGGAUUUAACCAAAUGCUGAAGUUUGUUGACAACCAAAUCUGUUUAUAUAGUGGAAAGUUGAUCCUUCUUUUAUUAAAAGCUUAGACAAUCUUUCCUUAGGAAUGGGUAGGAACAGGAUUUCUGCAAGAAAAUGUUGUGUGAAAUAACAGGUUGAGUAGAAGGACUGGUUGUGUGAAAGAAGAAGUUGUGUGAAAGAACAGGUUGAGUAGAAGGACAGGUUGUGUGAAAGAACAGGUUGAGUAGAAGGACAGGUUGUGUGAAAGUACAGGUUGAGUAGAAGGACAGGUUGUGUGAAAGAACAGGUUGAGUAGAAGGACAGGUUGUGUGAAAGAACAGGUUGAGUAGAAGGACAGGUUGUGUGAAAGAACAGGUUGAGUAGAAGGACAGGUUGUGUGACAGAACAGGUUGCGUGGAAGGACAGGUUGUGUGAAAGCUUGAAUGAAAUUACAGGACCAUUAAAAACCUCUCAGCUGAAAUCCUUGAUCAGCAGACCAUGUCCUUAGGUAACAAUUCAUUUAAUUAUAAGUUUCCUGUGUGUAAAUCACCUGUAUAAUGAUGCUACAUUUAUGUCAAUCACUUCACAGGUUUGAUGUGGCCGACCGUCAGUUCCACUCAAUUCCUGGGAGCUUCUCCUCCCUGAUGGACAACCCAAAUGAUGUCAAGGAACUCAUCCCAGAGUUUUUCUACUUCCCCGAGUUUCUUGUCAACUUCAAUGGUAAGUCUAACUGUACAGCGGGCAGUGCAGUCUGCAGCACUGCUAAUACUCAGAUGCUCAUCUCUAAUUGCAGUACUUUAUUUGAAACACCCCUUCUUUCAAUGACUCAUCAUAACCUGAAAUUGUUCUUUUAUUGUUCUGGGGAUAUUUGCUGUUAACAUUUUAAAAAUAAAUUUCACAUAAAAAAACACACUUUUCCUUGACUUCACUCAUUGCAAGAUUAAGACAACAGCUGUAGAUGUGACAUUUUCUCAAGUACUAACGCAGACCAAUUGUUUGUGUCAUGUCCAGGUUUUGAUCUGGGAAGACUUCAGAUCACCAAAGAGUCUGUGGACGAUGUGAAGCUGCCUCCCUGGGCCAGCACACCUGAAGAGUUCAUUUACAAACACAGACAGGCCUUGGUAAACUUUUUUUUUUUUUUUUUUAAUUGCUCUUCUUUGUUUGGUCACAUGCCAUGGCUUUAUGAGUUUAUCGCUAGGCUGCUAGACAGUACAGAUGGGACUGUACUGCUUUAAAUGUUGGGGUGUUGAAAAUUGGGGGUAGACCCCACGCUCUUUUCCUGCCUGUGGCACCACGAUAUCAAAUAACUGUAAGUGGUUUAUAAACACAGACAGACUACUACUGUAUGACAAGGUGUGACCCAUGCAGUUUGUCCACCAAUGUGACUUCUUGCCCAUGCACUGUUCCGGAGCUGUUAUUUAAUUACUAAUCAGGGACGUUUCCAGACACUGACAAGAUGUGUUUUAUACAAGUAUAAGCACAAAAUAUCAUUGAAUAUGUUUUAAAUUAUUCUUGUAACUGAUGAGGUUUUUAGGCUAAAUCUAUGAGCUGAUUAACUUAUGAUACUCAUUGUAACCUCUGUGGGGUCAUUGCUAUAUGAAGAUUUGGGGGGACUCCAUCCUUCACUCACGGAUCACAUGUGUUCCUCAUCUCCCUUGAUGAAAAUAUCAAUUCCGAUUUCUACACACCACUUUUUUUUAUGGUCACAGUAAUAACACAGUGAUUAAACAAAUAUAGUGUUCAAUGUUAGCUCCUUUGAAAUACAAGAACAAUUACCUGGUAAUUUACCAGUAUUCUCUCUUUCAUUGAUAAUUGUUCACUCCUAACGAUCGUGGCUGAUCCAUACUUCUUCUUCUCUCUCUUCUACCUUCCUAAUGUUCUCUGGGCAUUACCAAGAAAUCAUUCCCUUAAUUAAUAUCUAAAUAACGAAAAAAUACAUUUAUGUGAAUAUAGACCUGUGUUACAUACUGUUAUAAUGUGUGGAGAAUUUAAUCUCUUAUUUGGCUAUAUUAUUAUUAUUAUUAUUAUUAUUAUUAUAAGUGGUUUUUAUAUAGUGUGGUCUGGGGCUGGGCUCACCACGCUGUACAUACAAUUUAACAAACAUAAUAAAAAACUUUAAAAAAUAAUUAAUAUUUGGCUCGUGUCAAACAGUACACAACAAAGGAUGAUACCAUUAAAUACAGUAAUACAGAUCAAUACCCAACUAGGGCUAAUUACAAAUAAUAAUUUAUUAAGUUAAUUUAAAAAUUACAAAAUGAAAUAGAAUAAAACUAAAGCUAUUGACUAUUGCUUCUAUGCGUAAAUGAUUCCAUGUGAAAUGUGUAGGUACAUUGACAACAGUUUCAGUGAUGAUGGCCUUGAUUUUGAUGGUGGGCGCCAGUCAGAUCUGAAUUGAAAUAAAAUAACUGACUUCCUGUUUCCUCAGGAAAGUGAGUAUGUAUCGGCCCAUCUACACAACUGGAUCGACCUGAUAUUUGGAUACAAACAGAAAGGCCCCGCAGCAGUGGAGGCCCUCAACGUCUUCUAUUACGUUACAUAUGAAGGUGUGCAUGUCCUCUAUUAAAAAUUAAUUAUGCAAAAUGCAAGUCAUCAAUUAUGAUGGCAGGUUUUCAUGUUUAGUACUUCCCAGUAACUGAUUUCUUUAAUAAAUAACACCAUCAAUGUGUGCAUAAAUGUUUAAUAAAUAACAUCAACGAUGUGUGCAUAAAUGUGCCAUAAGUUACUAAAUCUCCACAUUAACUUUUCUUUAUUGAAAUCAUCUUUCUGUCACAUCAAUUGAAAUCAUCAUUCUGUCACAUGACUUGAAAUCAUCAUUCUGUCACAUGACAGUGAAUCAUCAUUUUGUCAUAGGACGAUGUAACAAUUUUUCAGGAGCUGUUGAUCUUGAUGCCAUCCAAGACCCCAAAGAAAGAUUGUCUGUUGAAGGCAUGAUCAGAAACUUUGGCCAGACCCCAUCCCAACUGCUCAAGGUAAACUUUCCUAGAGUUCUUUCUCUAAUGAAACCUUAAGAAACAAACUUAGCUAUUUAGAAAUGAUGGUCGGCAGAAUUUUUAAAAUCAAAAUUGGAUUGAUUUUGAUUAUGAUUGACUUAAGCUAUGAUUGGCUUUCACUAUGAUUGGCUUUAACUAUGAUUAACUUUAGCUAUAAUUGACUUUAACUAUGAUUGGCUUUAGCUAUGAUUGACUUUAGCUAUGAUUGGAUUUUACUAUGAUUGGCUUUCACUAUGAUUGAAUUUAACUGUGAUUGACUUUAACUAUGAUUGACUUUAACUAUGAUUGACUUUAACUAUGAUUGACUUUAACUAUGAUUGACUUUAGCUAUGAUUGGCUUUAGCUAUGAUUGACUUUAGCUAUAAUUGGAUUUUACUAUGAUUGGCUUUGACUAUGACUGAAUUUAACUGUGAUUGACUUUAACUAUGAUUGACUUUAACUAAGAUUAAAUUUAUCUGUAAUUUAUUUAAAGUCAUUAUUUAAUGAGUAUUUAUUGUCAUUAAUCUUAUUUUCUUUGUGUCUAGAAUAGAUGAUUUUUUCCUCCAUAGAAUUUUGUUUUCUGUUGCCAUUCUUUUCUGUUUGUUUGUAUCGUAUGCCAUAUACCGUAUACCAUAUAUCAUUUAUACUGAGGAUUGUAAAGUUAUUUUAAAGCUGAUGUUUGUAUCAGUUUGCUGACUGUAAGAUUGUUUGCUUCAGGAGCCCCAUCCCAGGAGACUGACCUUUGAUGAGGCUGUGGUCAAGACCACCAAGUCUGGGAAGCCUAUGAGUGUCUUCAAUUUUUUGAAAGACCUGAAACCUUUCUUUGUUGAUGUAAGAGCAUUUUCUUCUUCCAUUGCUAUUAUGUCCUCUUAAGUUAUUUUGGUAACUAUUCAUUUUUUGGUUAUGUUACAAGUCUUGUACAGAAAGGCGGGCCAAUAUUUUCUUUCCUCUGCACCAACGUUUACUAUUAUCAACCUUUAUACAGAAAGGUGUACCAACCUAAUCUAUGUUCUUUACCAACAUUUUCUAUGUACUGUACAGCUUCUAUUUUCUGUACUCCCUUCAAACUAAGUCUGGCAUCCCCUAAAAAAGUAACUAUGCAUUUUACCAGGUGGUUGGGGGGGGGGGACGACUUCUAAUUGUUAUUUAAAUUAGAAAGAGAAUUGUAGAACAUCUCAAUAAUACUGACACUUAUGUCUUAUAGUAAAAUAAGUCAUAGCCCCCCCCCCCCUUCCCUUUGUUUGGAAACCCUGCUAUAAAUGAUAUACCUUGUAGUUACUGCAUGUGUAGCUCUGUGUGUAUACAUAAAGCUAUGCUAAAACUGUGGGAAACCAAGUCAUGGGAUUGUUGUGCUUACUAUACAAUGGCUAUACCAUAACUUUACUAAACAAAGUCAGGCUGCUGCUGUACUAAAGAAAAUUAUUGGAUGCAUCAAGAGUGUUUUACUGUAGAAUAAUAAAAGCGUAUCAACUAUAUUUGUUUAAAGUGUAUCAACUUUAUUUGUUUCAUGUCUAUCAACUAUAUUUGUUUCAUGUCUAUCAACUAUAUUUGUUUCAUGUCCGUCUAUCAACUAUAUUUGUUUAAUGUGUAUGAACUAUGUUUGUUUAAUGUGUAUGAACUAUAUUUGUUUCAUGUCUAUCAACUAUAUUUGUUUAAUGUGUAUCAACUAUAUUUGUUUAAUGUGUAUCAACUAUAUUUGUUUAAUGUGUAUCAACUAUAUUUGUUUAAUGUGUAUCAACUAUAUUUGUUUAAUGUGUAUCAACUAUAUUUGUUUAAUGUGUAUCAACUACAUUUGUUUCAUGUGUAUUCAAAUGUCUGUGUCCGCAGGUAUCCAAUGACUUAGAUCCUCUGGUGUAUGUCAAUGUCCCCAGGAGCCAGUCAAGGUCAAUACUUCAACAGGGCAUGCCAGAUAGCCUGGUAGGAAUGUUUGAAUUUUAUUUUAUGUUCGAGGAGCCAUACAAAAAAAAAUGAAAGGCCCCCAACAUCUAACCCUAACACAUCUCUCAUUUUUUUUUUUGACAUGAAAUACCCCAUCAAGAUUUAGUUACAGUGCCAAUGACAUUUCAUACACUGGGCUUAUAGUAGUGUGAGAAGUAAUAAAUUAAUAAUUUUUGUAUACAUUGAUACGUAGGAAUGUUUUUGUUAUGUUGCUGGGAUUGGAACCAGCAGACCAUCAGUGCACUUGUCCUUUGUGCUGCAGACCACGCCGCCUGUCCACCAUGGCACAUUAUAAUUUUUGUCUUUUCAUUUCCUCCUUAAAGAUCACAAUCACGGAGGAUGGUGUCAUAGGUGUCCACGGUUGGCUCCCCUUUGACAAGUCCAUACCAAACUUCUACACAUUUGACAAGGAUGCCACCAUGCUCAGUCCUAAGUAAGUAACAUAUGGACUUUAAGGGUUAUCUCUAUGUUCCCAAGUCAUAAAAAGCUUGAGGGGCGGGUGAAGCUUGAGGGGCGGGUGAAGCUUGAGGGGCGGGUGAAGCUUGAGGGGCGGGUCAAGCUUCAGGGGCGGGUCACGCUUCAAGGGCGGGUAAUACCCCAAAGUUAAGCCAAAUAACGCAUUUUUUCAUGUGAAUUAGAUAACUCAAGUUACGUUGAUGCCUUACAGCCCACUGCUCAUAUUAUAGAAUAUAUUUAAUCCACAUUCCACCCAUGCGUACUUGUAAGUUACACUGGGCUUAAGGAUUCAGGCUAUUGGAAAGACAACAAAAAGUACAUCAUUUUUGUCUUCUUCUUCUUUGUCGGAUCUAACAAUGACUUUUAACUGAUAUAUUUUGUUCAGCCUGUGUAUGUUCCAUUUAUUUACUUUUGAGAAAACGAACAAUUUAAGUUAGGUUCAUUCUCCUCAUUUAUUGUUGCUUCAUAACUUUUAAGGCCAGAAACAAAAAAAGUUUAAGAUUUGUGUUAACCAGAAAUUACUUAAAUUUACGUACAGGAUGACAUAUUCAGAGGUUUGAGAAAUCAGAACAGCUAAUCAGAUUUUAAGCCUUCAUAAUGUAAAUAUAGUAACUUUUUUUGAAAGAAUCUUCCAUUACAGCUCUUGUAUUUAUUAUGUAAAAAAAAAAAAAAAAUAAUAAUCAGAUUUUUUUAAUAGUUUUGAUUUCUUUGGGCCUCUAUCUUUGUUAUUGGGCCGCUUGUCAUGAUAAAAUAUAUCUUUCGCUAAAAUUGAUCAAAUUAUUUAAACCUUCCAUGGCGUUGUCGUUUAUUUGGCGUCUCUCUCUCUCUCUCUCUCUGCAGGACCAAAAAGCGCGUCGGCGGCUCAUUCUGUCCCGGACUGAGAGUCACCGCCAAGCUGUUUGUGGUGUCCCAUGAUGCCAAGCUGCUGUUCAGCGGAGGCUACUGGGACAACAGCCUGCAGGUCUACAGCCUGGGUCGACCGAAAGUCGUGAACCAUAUCAUCCGACACAUCGGUGAGAGAGCCCUUACAUCCGAGCCGAGUAGUUAACCCUGGGCCACAAGUUUUUGUGGGGAUGCAUCAACUAUGUUGCAUUAUUUGUAAUCUUGCUGGGCACCUGCAGUCAAAGUUUUCCUAAUUUUUUUUCUGCAAGUUUAAUUAGAUUUACACAGCCGUGGCGUUAAGAAGGGAGGCUGUGGUUUAAAAGUUUUGAAAAAUGCUGGAUUCAUUUGCUUUUUUUUUUUAAUGUUGUGAUGAGAAUGUGUGACAGAUACGAAACUUGUUUUGGGAGUCUAGUCCAUUUUGAGUUGAUUCAGUCAGAUGUUCCCUCAGAUAUUGUGACCUGUUUGGCCUUGGACAACUGUGGCAGGCAUUUGGUGUCAGGAUCAAGGGACACUACGUGUAUGGUUUGGGAGAUAACUCAGCAGGUAAUUUUUAGGAAGUAUCUUAGACAAAAUUUUUUUAAGGAAUUCAAAACGUUCACUAAGAAAUCUGUUUGAAUGGGUGGGUGGGUAGGUGUGUGUGUAUGUUACAGACCUGUUUACCCCUACGAGUUCAGGAGUUCUUUCAUUUGUUUGGUUUAAUUUUAAUAAAAAAUUAAAUAAUGGGGGUGUUUUCAAUAAAACGUUAACACAUUUAUUGUGUUUACUUCAUAAGCAAUCAAAUAAGAAUAAGAGUGCCUGGCCUUUGUGGUCUCAGUCUCAAAAAACCAACCAUAAUAUUAUCUUUUAGAGAAUAGCGUUGUUAAUGCUUGACUGCCAAUGUGCCAGCCGCAGACUUUUUCCCAUCCUUAAGAAACUAAUCGCAGGACUAUGUCCUGUAUAUUUAACUGUGUCAACUUACAUAAGCGGUUGAGUGGAUUGCCUUACACUUACACAACUUGUAACAUGAUUGCAAACCAGCCCCCCCCACCCCCAUCCCUCCUUCACUUUUGACCAAACUGCUCUUUGGAACUGCAAAGUACGUUUUCGAGAGCUGAAAACUACGCUUACCCUCACCAAGGGGUAACCAGGUCUGGUGUUAUAAUGGUGAUAGAUUUGUUGUUUGUUGUGUGUGUCUUUAAGUUCUUUCAUGACUUCCAUAAUUGUACAUAAGUUCAAAGAAUGGUCACAAUUUGUCAUGUGAAAAUGUCAUUGCUACAGGCCGGCGUGAGUGUGAACUUGAACCCCAAGCCACUGCAGACCCUGUACGGACACGACUCAGAGGUGACAGCCGUGCACAUAUCUACCGAGCUGGACCUGGUGGUCUCAGCAUCAAAGGUACCGCUACAAUUAUCUCCCUAGUGCUUUUAUAGGAUGCUCUAAUCCAGGGGUUUCCAACCUUUUUGACUACCUGCUGAGUCCUUUUUUGGAAUCAGUUUCUAUGGUUGAGUCUCGUACGCCUACCCGGUGUCUAACACAAGUGUGUCAAACUCAAUAGCUCGGCGGGCAAAAACUCAAAUCACAUGGAAGGUUUCAGGCCGAACAGGGUGAACUUUAAUAAGCGGAAAAUUAAUCUUUUUUAAAAAUCAUUUAUAUUAAUGAAAAUAGAAAAAAGUUUUAAGAAUUAAAAAUCAUUGGUGUGCCCAUUUUAAUUCUCAUGCCAAUUUGUCAGAGCUGGCACAUUUUCUUGGCUACAAAAACAAGUAAGUUUGUUUAUAAUGGGAGUAACGUUCUGUGUCAUUGAGAUUCUCAAGUGUUCAUCAGUGAGACAACUCGUACAAUCGCUUUUCAUACAAUGAGUUUUCAUGCAAUGAAAGUUGCAUUCUUAAUUUGUAUACUAACACUGAGGUUUGGACCAACCGAAAGGGCGUGGAAAUUAAUUUAUUAAUACUGUAUUUCCUUGACCCUCUUACAAUUAUUUCAGGAGAAAGAAUCUGGGGAACAAAAAGCUUUGUGGGGCGCAAAAUUGCAAGCGUAAAACAGAAAAAGUACGUCAUAAUCGGAAAAAGAGCAGAGUCAUACAGGGGCAGGGAAGGGGCCGCCCGAACAGGUGCAGUUUCCACAUCUAUGACAAAUGGGUAACGAAACAGCUCCAAAUUACAUUUCUGUGCUUCAAAUUCACUAAAGUGAAGUAAGCUAAGUUUUUCAGCAAAGUGUGCGUUGGGAAGCACCAUAGCUUGGACUUGGAUAGAAUUAUAAUCUAAUCAAGUUAAGACCCCACAAGCCUGAUAUAAUUUUACGGCGGGCAUGAUAUACUUGUACGACGGGCCGUGAGUUUGACACAUGUGGUCUAACACCUUUCAUUCAAUUUUUUUAAUUUUAUUUCGUUGAGCAACCCCUGAAAUAACCAAAUUGCGUACUUUUGAAGGUUAUGGUAAAUGUGUGUUCAAUGAAAUAGUACUGUUUUGUUUUCUGUAUCCAUUUAUGGUCAUUAUUUAACUCAACAUAGUUACUUCAGUAAACUCAACAUAGUUACUUCAGUAAACUCAACAUAGUUACCUCAGUAAACUCAACAUAGUUACCUCAGUAAACUCAACAUAGUUACCUCAGUAAACUCAACAUAGUUACCUCAGUAAACUCAACAUAGUUACCUCAGUAAACUCAACAUAGUUAGCUCAGUAAACUCAACAUAGUUAGCUCAGUAAACUCAACAGAGUUACUUUAGUAAACUCAACAUAGUUAGCUCAGUAAACUCAACAAAGUUACUUUAGUUAACUCAACAUAGUUAGCUCAGUAAACUCAACAACGUUACUUUAGUUAAAUCAACAUAGUUAGCUCAGUAAACUCAACAAAGUUACUUUAGUAAACUCAACAUAGUUAGCUCAGUAAACUCAACAUAGUUAGCUCAGUAAACUCAACAUAGUUACCUCAGUAAACUCAACAUAGUUAGCUCAGUAAACUCAACAAAGUUACUUUAGUAAACUCAACAUAGUUAACUCAGUAAACUCAACAUAGUUAGCUCAGUAAACUCAACAUAGUUACCUCAGUAAACUCAACAUAGUUAGCUCAGUAAACUCAACAAAGUUACUUUAGUAAACUCAACAUAGUUAGCUCAGUAAACUCAACAAAGUUACUUUAGUUAACUCAACAUAGUUAGCUCAGUAAACUCAACAAAGUUACUUUAGUUAACUCAACAUAGUUAGCUCAGUAAACUCAACAAAGUUACUUUAGUAAACUCAACAUAGUUAGCUCAGUAAAUUCAACAUAGUUACCUCAGUAAACUCAACAAAGUUACUUCAGUAAACUCAACAUAGUUACCUCAGUAAACUCAACAUAGUUACUUCAGUAAACUCAACAAAGUUACUUUAGUAAACUCAACAUAGUUAGCUCAGUAAACUCAACAAAGUUACUUUAGUUAACUCAACAUAGUUAGCUCAGUAAACUCAACAAAGUUACUUUAGUUAACUCAACAUAGUUAGCUCAGUAAACUCAACAAAGUUACUUUAGUAAACUCAACAUAGUUAGCUCAGUAAACUCAACAAAGUUACUUUAGUAAACUCAACAUAGUUAGCUCAGUAAACUCAACAAAGUUACUUUAGUUAACUCAACAUAGUUAGCUCAGUAAACUCAACAAAGUUACUUUAGUUAACUCAACAUAGUUAGCUCAGUAAACUCAACAAAGUUACUUUAGUUAACUCAACAUAGUUAGCUCAGUAAACUCAACAAAGUUACUUUAGUUAACUCAACAUAGUUAGCUCAGUAAACUCAACAAAGUUACUUUAGUUAACUCAACAUAGUUAGCUCAGUAAACUCAACAAAGUUACUUUAGUUAACUCAACAUAGUUAGCUCAGUAAACUCAACAAAGUUACUUUAGUUAACUCAACAUAGUUAGCUCAGUAAACUCAACAAAGUUACUUUAGUAAACUCAACAUAUUUAGCUCAGUAAACUCAACAUAGUUAGCUCAGUAAACUCAACAUAGUUACCUCAGUAAACUCAACAUAGUUAGCUCAGUAAACUCAACAAAGUUACUUUAGUAAACUCAACAUAGUUAACUCAGUAAACUCAACAUAGUUAGCUCAGUAAACUCAACAUAGUUACCUCAGUAAACUCAACAUAGUUAGCUCAGUAAACUCAACAAAGUUACUUUAGUAAACUCAACAUAGUUAGCUCAGUAAACUCAACAAAGUUACUUUAGUUAACUCAACAUAGUUAGCUCAGUAAACUCAACAAAGUUACUUUAGUUAACUCAACAUAGUUAGCUCAGUAAACUCAACAAAGUUACUUUAGUAAACUCAACAUAGUUAGCUCAGUAAACUCAACAUAGUUAGCUCAGUAAACUCAACAGAGUUACUUUAGUAAACUCAAGAAAGUUACUUUAGUAAACUCAACAUAGUUACUUCAAUAAACCCAACAAAAUUACUUCUAUAAACUUUUUGUUGAUUUAUUCAUAAUUUCCCCAGGAUGGAACGGUCAUUCUUCACACUGUACUGAAAGGUCACUAUACCAUGACCUUGAGAGCACCCUCGCAACUUGGCUGGACACUGGACAUCCCUCUGAUGGCUGUCUCGGACACUGGUCAGAUUGUGCUGUACUGCGUGGAGAUGGAGAAGCAGGCAGGAGAGGGGAGAAAGAGGCAGCAGGUUGGUGGUUAAUGGUGCGCUUGUGAAUGACCGUCCACGAAACAAUUUGCCAAAACAAAAACAUUUGUAUUUAAUUCUUCCAUUCCAAGAAACACUUUGCUUUCUAUAUUUGUUUACUCAUUUAAUUCCAAGAAAAACUUUGCCUGCAUUAUCAUAUUUAUUUUUUUAUUCAAGAAAACCUUUGUCUUUAACAUAUAUAUUAUAAGAUCUAUAUUACUUGCUCUGUUGCAAGAAUGAAUGGGUUUCCCCUUUUUGUAUUUAUUUGUUUAUUACCUGGGAAAGCUUGGCCUCCUACUAGUAUUUUCUUGUUUAAUUCCAGGAAAGACUUUGCCUCCAUUUGUAUUCAGUCAAUGGCAAACAUUUGUUCAGUGAACCGCUCAAGUACAGCCUGGGAGACUUGUGCAUGUCUGGGGACCACCUCAUCCUGGGCAACACGGCAGGUCAACUCGUAGUCAUGGAGAUCUUUGGGUAAGUGGGUCAUUAUGGAUUGAGCUAUUAAAAUGGUGAUCUUCUGGCAAGUGGGUUAGUGCAGGGCAAUUCAUUAUUAUGGAGAUCUUUGGUAAGUGGGUCAAUGCGGGUCAACCCGUUAUUAUGGAGAUCUUUUGGUAAGUGGGUCAACUUAUUAUUAGGGAGAUCUUUGGGUAAGUGGGUCGGUUCAGGUGAGCUCAUUAUUACAAGAGGGGGGCUUAUUUAGGUAUGUGGGUCAAUGCAGCGUGACUCAUUGGCUCUGCUUUUAUCUUUUGGCUGCCGUAGUUAACUUGUUUUAUAAGAACCACACUAAGCUCAUCAAAGGAGAAGAUUUUUUAAAGUGAUUUAAAUAUUUCUUUUGUGUGCUGAUUAAAUUGAUUAAUUUAAGUGAUUAAUUUACUAAUUGAAUGACAUUUGAAAGGUCUGAUUAAGUGAUCAAUUUGAAAGAUCCACUUAAUUGAUCACUUGAAAAGUCCGGUGAUGUGAUCAAUUUGAAUGGUCCAGAUAAGUGAUCUCUUUGAAAAUUCUGGUGAAGUGAUCACUUUGAAAGUUUCUCUUAAGUGAUCACUUUGAAAGGUCCGGUUAAGUGAUCACUUUGAAAGGUCCGUUUUAAGUCAGUGAUUCUCAACCUCCCUAAUGCUGCGACCCUUUAGCACAGUUCCUCAUGUUGCGGCGACCCCAAAUCACAAAAUUAUUAUCGAUGCUGCUUCAUAACUGUAGGGUAGAUGUGUUUUCCGAUGGUCUUAGACGACCCCUCUGAAAGGGUCGUUCUACCCCCAAAGGGGUUGCGACCCACAGGUUGAGAACCGCUGGGUUAAGUGAUCAAUUUUGAAGUUGUAAAUUUAAGUGAUGUGUUGCAGUAAUCAGUUUAAACACUGUGUCAUGUUUUAUGAGUUGUCCCAUAACGUUUCUGUGAAAUAAUUGGACCAUCAUCCCCCAUCAGGUUGAGACCCAUCACAACCAUGGACCUCUUGGUGCCCAUUCAGUGUGUCACUCUAUCCAACGGCAGCAGUCACAUCCUCGCCGGGCUCAAGGACGGCAAGCUCAUCAUUGUGGGCAACAAGGGCAAGUGAGAUUACCGGAGGCCGGUCUGGUGGCAGACAUCUGAGGCUGGUCUUGUGGCAGACAUUUCAGUACAGAGGCUUAGUUUGAGCGGUUGCGCAGGGAAAUGAGAAUGGAACAAUUUUUUUUGGUGAAAACAUGUGAUUUUCUUUCAUAAGUGAUUUAAAGGAGGACGUACAAAAUUGUUGUGUGAUGUGAAGGUACACUGGUCAACUCUAGAUUGAACCAUGAAGCUUGAACUAUUUUGGUUCAACUACUAUUAUCAUUAUUGUUAAUAGGAUUGUGCUGCUAAAUUUGUACAUAGAUUAUUUCUUGUUGACAGUUUACGGUCUAAACACCAUGGUAAAAAAAGUAAUUUAACUAACCAGCACGUCCACUGUUUGUGCUAAUAUGUCCAGCUAAUAUGUCCAGCUAAUAUGUCCAGCUAAUAUGUCCAGUCUGUGACAACUUGAUGGAAGUGUUGGCACAGUGGUAAAGUCAGCUUUGUAAAAGCACAUUUCAAAGCUACAAUCUGUGUACGAUGCAGGUUGAAUAUGCUGUUAAGCUUAGGUGAUAAACAUUAUUUCCUUUCACAUGACACUGUAACAUCAACUGUGAUUUAUGUAUAACGUUGUCAUGACAGCUGCUUUGUUUGUAAGCUUCAGUGUUUGGUUCCUGUUUGGAAGCCAUUGAACCGAAUCCUGAACGGCUAGUGCAAUAUCCUUACUCCGUCAGCGGGUGGCAACUCAUCUUGUCCUGGAGCUCACCCCCCCUACCUUCCCCCACCCUUCCACCUCCUUAAUGUCUGUGGACAGCAGGUUGUGAAUCCCUGACCUGGAGAUAUCAUUGUGAGCCGUUAAAUUUCAUGUAACAGUUCCUGCUGACCGCUGUCCGUGGUCCAAUAUUUAUUAUUUACUUUUAAAAAACAUACCUUUUGUGGGUGUGCCUGAUGAGUUGUUGCUAAAUAAAUAAAUGCUUUCAUAAUUUAAUUAUACACAAAUGUACUUUAUUUGUUGAACGCGUGUUGAUACAAAACCGUGUAUGAAUUUGUACUACAUGACCACAUCACUUUGUGAUUUUUGUUUUAAAAAAUGGGUUGGUUUGUUUGCUGCAAUGUGGAUGAACACGCUUCCGGGCGACCCGCAUUUGCAUUAUUUAAAACUUGCUCUUUUCUGCACUGGGUUGUCUUGUCUUGUUUUUUUCACAAUGUUUUAAUUUAUAUUUAAUGUAUGUCCCAGAGAAAUUAUUUUACCCAUUGACCAAGCUAUUACGCAGGAAAAGAUUGAUUUACUAGUUCAUCUUGUGGGACCAAUUUGCCCUCUGAAAAUAAUCAUGUAACCAAAACAAAGGAUGUUAAUCAGCAGCGGACAUGAUACGUCACAUCAAAGAACAAAAACGACUCAGUUACUUCAUCUAUUAAUACCCUUUUAUUUCUUUUCUUGUUAUGUGUUACAAUAUGAGUGUGUAACAUAAUUGUCCAAAUAUUUAUUAUCUUCCUUCCUCUUUUUUUUUAUUCUCUCCCCUUUAACAUACUCAAGUGUACAAGUUGAAUUUAAAUUAUUUAUAUUUAUUCCAGCUUGGCCAGUGGCUCUACCACAAAUGUUAAUUUAUAAUGAAAUGGUCUGACUCUGUUGUAUUAAGUGGUUUGCGACAGCUUUAUUGUUUUUUUGUUUUUUUUUAAAGAGCCAAACAAGAUUGAUACACGCAAACUGUUAAGAUAGAAAUGUUUCUCUAAAAUGCAGGAAAAUAACCAUAGAAAAAAAAAGGAAUGUGAACCAAAAAGAAAAAUUACAUUUUUAAAAUUACAAUACUAUAAAAAAGAGAUAACUUUUUUCUAGGGUUUAUUGAGAGAUUAUACUUCAGUAUGUAAAUGUAAAACAAUGUCUACAUAGCAACAAAGAAGGAUUUUACCUAGGACUUGAUUCUGUUCUUUACUAACUUCAGUCAUGUGUCAAGAAAGACAUGUGUCAAGACAUGAUAAUUUCUGACUUAUAUAUUGGUUUAUCAGCAAAUGUCCUUAUGAUGCUCUAUGUCAGGCCUGCACAACUCAAAAUGUUAGAAGGGCCGUAAUACUUUAUGAAAAACUGGUGCGGACCAAAAGAAAAUAGGACAGGACUUGUGCGGGCCAGGGGGGAAGCUAUAAAGAAAAUAAUAAGAAUAAAGAAUAUUUCGUUACUUCGCGGGCCGCAAAGUGGGUGCUGGUGGACCGCAUGCGGCCCUCAGGCCGUAUGUUGUGUAGGCCUGCUCUAUGUUAAUGUGAAAUUCUUUUUAUUGUGAAUACUAGUCUAGUCAUGGUUAGAGUAGAGAUUGAUUAUGUAACAUAGGAACAAAGGUCGCCUGAUGAAG